Molecule: messenger RNA, 73615 nt
Organism: Pelobates cultripes (western spadefoot toad)
Lineage: Eukaryota; Metazoa; Chordata; Amphibia; Anura; Pelobatidae
Source: the annotation of a GenBank genome assembly
AUGACGAGGCACAUGUGGUUCUCCUUACCUUAUGCUUCCAAGAAGACCUUCAGGGGGACUAGCGUGGCUAACUCAAGUGGCAUCUUCUCUGGCUUAUAUGGCUUCUCCAACAUCUCAUCUCUUUUCAAUGGGGACUUGAACAUUGACGACAUUGGGGAUUUUGAGAACACAAAAUAUGAAGCAGAGUCACAGAGCUCCACUGUGAAAGCUCUGCUGAUUGUCGCCUACUCGGUCAUAAUUGUGAUCUCUCUGUUUGGGAAUAUUCUGGUCUGUCACGUUGUUAUCAAGAACAAGAGAAUACAGUCAGCUACCAACUUUUUUAUUGUCAACCUUGCUGUGGCAGAUAUCAUGAUCACCCUUCUCAACACCCCCUUCACAUUGGUGAGAGAAAUAAGGGAGUGGGGGGGCUGACCUAAACCAAUUAUUUUACCAUGUUUCCUAACAGGCAUUUUUUUGUUGUUUUAGAAGAUAUCACUAUGGUGGUUUGAUGUGUAAUGGUCAUUUUUUAUUUACUGAACUAUUCCUGCAUUAUGUUGUAUUGUGUAGGGAGUGAAGAAGACUGCAAUAAGCAUGUUGAAAUAGAUAUUGAUAUACAUUAUGUUUUCUUUGUGCUUUGCUAACUAGGAGUCUCAAAUAUACAUUUAAGAAAAAUAGUUUUUCCAUUAGUAUUUCAUUUUUCUUUUAUCAAAAAUAGUAUGUUGCAGAACCAAGGUUAUUGUUUAAGCUUGGUGGGUGAGCCAGCGUGGGACACAGCAUGAAACAAUUACAGAGAUGGAUGUAUGUGGAAAAAAACAGAGAGAUGUGUGUAUGUAGGAGUGCAUGUGCCUAAAAGGGUCUUGCAGAGCAAAUACUUCUGCAUUUGGUUUUUAUAAUUGGAAUUUUCACCUGUUUAUUCUUUUACAUGAUUUGGCUUUGUUUUUUUUCUUUGAACAAAUCGUGUACAGUUCGUAUUGAUACUUCAAAUAUUUUACAGAAGCUUUUUAUUUUUAUAAAUGUACAGAUGUAGCAUGACACAUUUGAUAUUAUAAAGACAUAUUUAAGUGAAUAUGAAUACACCUUUAUUAGUACAUUGAUAUUUACACUCAUAUUAUGAUUAAUUUAAGAAAAAAUCCAGUAAACUAAACAAACUUGUGCAGUUCAUAAACCAGAAUAAAGCAGAUGCCACUCUAAGUAGAAGUGAAGAUAUAUGGGCAUAAAAUAUAUAUAUUUCAAUGUUGCUCUUUUAUGGUGAGUUUUAGAAGUAUUUGUUAACUAUAACCGUAUUGUAAAUGUAUUAACAAGCCUGUGUAUGUUUUCAAAUGUUUAUUUUUUAUUGUAUAUUCUCAUAUGUGUGCUGACAUUGAUGGCAAAAUAGAAUCAGGGUUAUUCACCAACAGGAUUAUUUAUCAAAGUGUGAACCCAUUUUACAGCGCUACGGAAUCUGAUGGCGCUAUAUAAAUAAUACAAAAUAAUAAUAAUUCUAAGUGAAUUUAAAAUUUAAGGACAGAUUAGCUGAAUAGAGAGCAUAGCUGACUUACAGAAUAAUUAAUGUUAAGCUAUUUUGACUUUAAAUUUGAAAUUCACUUUGAAAUCAUCUUGAAUUCUUACCUUAGUGAAUAACCCUGUAAAUGAUAUAUUGAUAUCGAAUUCACCAGGAAAUUGUAAAUUUUAUACCAAAAUAGUUUACUGAGAUUUUUUUUUAAAUUUACUAAUUUGGUCUAAAAUGCUCAACUGUCCAGUAAGCAUUGGAAAAAUGACUCGGUGAAUAGUCGUGUGUGCUAUUCAAUAUAUUAUAUUUGACAUUGGUUGAUCAGGGAAUUGAAAAUGAUUGGCAAAAAUAACCAAACUAAAAUAAAUUUCCAACUCUGUUGCUCUUCAACACUAAUGAAUAGUAGCUAAGCUGUGUAUUGCUGAUAGUUGACUAUAGCAUUGUAAACCUGAAACCACAUGAGCUACAGCUAACAUACAUAAUUUUCCAGUCAAUAUGUUUGCCUGAAAUGUUCAGUUCCAUUGUAAAUCAUGGUUUAGGGAUAUGAAAUAACACUGAUUGUGUAGUAUGAGUUCUAUUUUAGUCUCUAUCUUUAUUAUUUUGUUUUAUUUAUUUUCAAGUUUGUUUGCCCCAUUCUAUUCUAUAUAUUUAACGGAACAUAGAGUCCUGAAAAUAAUAUUUUUCACAGACUAUAGGUUUCCAUUUGUCCAUUUCCCUUUGCUACUAAAAAAAUUAAGCUUGAUAAAUAUUAUUUACCUUGUUUCCAGUGACCAGGACUCCUCCAGUGCAGCCGCCUGCUCUGCCUUUGAAGAUGUCAGCAUCCCUCUUGACGUCUUCAACAAUGUCCUGAAAUCCAAUGUAUCUGAAAGAAUAGCAUUUCAUUACAAUACAGAGUUUCACUCAGAUCUGGAGGAGGAAGUAACUCUAGUAACUGUCAGGAAGCCUGCGAGUAGAGUUGUAUUUGAAGGAAGACUAUAGUCACCCAGACCACUUCAUCUCGAUGAAGUGGUCUAGAUGCAGUGGCCCUGUGCUUUUAACCGUGCUAUGUAAAAUACUGCAGUUAUUUUAGAAAUGCAAGUUUAAGUCCAUCUCUAGUGGCUGUCAUACUCACUGCUUCUAGAGAAGCUUCCUCUUCUUUUACUGAGAAAAACUCAGUCUUAUGACACAGAAGUCCGUAGGAAAGUAUUUAGUACAAUAUUUCCAAUGAGGAAGCUUAAAUGCAUGCUUGGACUUGCCGUGUAUACACAUUAGGUCCCCAGUACUCCUUUAUGAGGAGCACUGGAUUUGGACAUCACAGAGGCCAUGAUGUCGUCGAAGGUGGAGAAGUGAGUAGCUCUGAGGGAGCUUUGGUGCUGGAAAAAGGUAAGUCAAUAAUUUUUAUUUUUUUAUUUUAAUUGCAAAUGGGGUGGCUUUUUUUAACUAGGGACAUUAGGUUUGUAUUUCUAAUUUUAUAGUGUUCCUUUAACCCUAAAAAAAUUGAAUUGCAAAAAAAUUGACAUUGCAUGGUUAAAAUUACAGUACCACUUAAUUGAGAUGAAAAAGUCUGGGUGACGUUAGUGGUCUCCUAAAAGGUUGUCUAAUGCACCAGCUCAGUGUAGUUGUUUUGGAACAAAAAGUCUGUGUGUGCUGUUCCCUGGUUUUUGCCAAAGAUUUAGAGUAGUUUGACAAAACUAAUUAUCUCAUGCAUAGACAACUCCCUAAUUGAUAAUGUUGAAUUUACACUUGCACAUCAUCAGUAUCAGUUGUAUCUUACACGAAGAGCCAAAACAGCCAGAGAGUUCUAGGCUAGUACACUUUCAUUGCCUUCCAGGUUCGAUGGCACUGACACUGAUAAUGUAUAAAUCUAAACUCAAUGUGGCUAAAGAGACUCUGGGAACCAGUGACAGCCCGUCUGGCAAACAUAUGUGGAUUUGGCACCCAAAAUCUCUUUGCAUCAAAGCUUCUACACUGAGCUGUAUUAGUUAUGGUGUACAGCUUGCCCUUUUAACUCUCAGGGUAUGAUGAGUAGAAAAAAUGCUUCUUAUAGGAUGUAGCUCAAUUAUCUGUAAAACUAUAAGCAUUGAAAAUUAUAGGUUAUUGUGGCAGAAACCUUAUUGUGCCUUUUGUAUAGCAGAGGUUCUCAACCCAGACUUCACUAUUCAGGCAUUUCUCAAUUAUUGCUCAAUAGGGAUACUGACAAGACUAUAGGGAUACUGACAAGACAGGGCCAUUUGGUGUCCCUUGAGGAUUUGGUUGGGAGUAAUAGCUCUACUUGCAUCUUUUUUAUUUUUUUCCUUGCUUUUCACAAUAAACUUUUUAAUAAUUUAACUGACCAGUGAGAUAUUUUAGUUGCUUAAUGUGUCAAUAGUAUGGCCUAUUCAAAUGGCUGUUCACGUUUCAGGUUUGCGGGCAGAAUUCGUACAAGGGAUGACUCAACCUUUCAAUCUUUUGAGAAUAAUAAAAUUAGGGUCAUUAUUUUUUCUGCAAACAAAUACUUCAAGAAACACUUGAACAAUCUUUAUGCAUCUUCUCUAGCAAAAUGCUUUGAUUUAUGUAAUUAUAAUUAAAACAAUCUGAGCAUGAAACAUCUGUUAAACAGAUCAGAUAAAUACUAUUUACAUGACAUGUUGCAGUCUGAAGUACAAACUUUAAUUUUAAUAUUAUGUAAUCCUCCUUAAGCUAUACAAAUCUACAAAUUAAUUAAUAAUGUUUUUCUUUUUCCAUAUAUAUAUAUAGGAGACAAUAUCAUCAAGACACUUCAUCUCAAUGAAGUGGCCUGGAUGAAGUGGUCCCAUCAAUUUAGUACUUCAAGGUAAAACAUUUCUGUUUUGUAGAAAGGGCAGUGUUUACCUUGUAAGGAUUAAACCCACCUCCAGUGGCUUCUACCAUACUCAUGGCCACUGGAGGUGCUUUUGCAGUGCUGACCGAGUAAAACUUGGUCACCUUCAUGGAACCCCCAUAGGAAAUCAUUGACUCAAUGCCAGGGCUGCCAUCAGACAUUUUGGGGUCCCUGACACAGCUCAAGGUCUGGGCCACUGGAGUCUGCCCCCGAUUCUGCCCACAGGAAUGCAGUGUGUGUACUGAUUAUAGUGUGUGUAGAAUGUGUGGAGUAAAUGCAGAGUGUGCAUUUGUGUAGUGGAUGUAGUGCGUGUAUAGUGAAUGCAGAGUGUGUAUUUAUGUAAUGGAUGUUGUUUGUGUGUAUUACAUGCAGUCUGUAUAGUGGAUGCGGUGUGUAUAGUGAAUGCAUGGUGUGUACAGUGAAUACAGAGAGUGUAUUGGUGUAGGGGAUAUAAUGUGUGAAUAGUGAAUGCAGUGGGUGUGUGUGUAGUGGAUGCAGUGUUUGUGUGUAUUAGAUGCGUGUGUUUGUGUAGCGGAUGAAGUGUCUGCAUAGUGAAGAUAGAGUGUGUGUCUGUGUAGUAGAUGUGUGUAUUAGAUGCAGUGUGUAAAGUGAAUGCAGAGAGUGUGUACAUAGUGGAUGUAGUGUUAGUGUGUUUUAGAUGCAGUAUGCAUGGUGAAUGCAGAGUGUGUGUGUGUGUGUAUAGUGGAUGUAGUGUGUGUUUAGUGAAUUCAGAGUGUGUGUUUGUGUGUACAAAAUUGCUAUAUAUCUGUGUACACAGGGGAUGUGGGGCCGGGGACUAUAAGAGCAGUCUGGGCCCCAAAGGACUGUCAGGCCCAUGUCAGCCGUCAUGGUUGUCAUGCCCUGGUGGGGGCCCUGCUCAAUACUUCUCUAUAGGAAAGCUUGAAUGUGCUCACAGCUCCAGUCAUGCAUGCAUGUUAGGUCUCAAUGCUUGAGGAGCAUUGCAUUGGAGACAUCACUGGAGGAAACGAGGUAAGCAGCACAGAGUUAGCCACAACACUGUAGAAAGGUAAGUAUAAAACCUAAUUUUAGUAUUUUUAUGUGACACACGGUGGGAUCUAUCUAACAAGGGACACUAAAAAGUUAGGAGUACAGGUUUGUAUUCCUAAUGCUCUAGUAUUCCUUUUAAAACCUGUUUUAACCCUUUAAGGUCAAAAGUUAAGCAAAUUCUUUCAUAUCUUGGCAUACACAGCAAGUCAUUGCUUCUUGGGUAGUUACUUUAAAUUGAUGUUUAUCAGAUAUUACAGGACGCCUGCAUUAUGAUUUAUAUGGCUUUAAAUAUUUCUUAUGUGGUGGUUUGCUGUUUCAAAGUUUUUCCCCUAAUCACUGAAGUAAUAGAAACUCUUCUUGGGUUUGCAUACGUUCUCCACAAGACGUGAUAUUAUGUUACAAUGUAAAAGUCAUAUGAGAAAAUCAGGGAACAAAGUUUGCAAACACAAAAAAAAAAACCCGAUUUCAAAAUACCUACACAUAAUUAUUAUUUUUUUUUCAAAUGGCAAAUGAAAUUUAAAGUAGAAAAAUGCAAAGUUAUACACUUCAGUGUAAAGAAUGCACAAUCAACUUAUACCCUAAAUGGUAGCAAAUUAGGGAUAACAAAACACGAGAAGGAUUUGGGAAUUGUUAUAGACAACAAACUAUGCAACAAUGUGCAAUGUCAAUCAGCACUAGCUAAAGCCAGCAAUGUAUUGUCAUGCAUAAAAAAAGAGCAUUAAUUCUCGGGAUGAGAAUAUAAUUUUGCCUCUUUAUAAAUCAUUGGUAAGAUCACAUCUUGAAGUUUGGGCACCUGUUCUAAAGCAGGAGAUUAUGGCACUGGAAAGCGUGCAGAGGCGGGCUACAAAAUUAAUAAAAUUAAUGGAAUAUUUUAGCUAUGAAGAAAGGUUAACAAAUUUAAACCUCUUUAGUUUAGAAAAAUGUUGCCUCAGAGGGGAUAUGAUAACAUUAUACAAAUAUAUCCGUGGCCAUUACAAACCAUUGUGUGGAAAUCUAUUCACAAACAGGACUAUACAUAGAACGCAUUUAGACUGGAAGAAAGAAGAUUUAGUCUAAGGCAAAGAAAAGGGUUUGUGUUUUUUUACAGGAAGAACAAUAAGGAUGUGGAAUUCUCUGCCUGAAGAAGUGGUUUUAUCAGAGUCUUUACAGAUGUUUAAACAGCAACUAGAUGCAUACUUGCAAAAACAGAAUAUUUAAUGAUAUAUAAUGAUAUGAUAUAAUGAUGUAAUUUUACAACAGUAGGGUAAUAAAUAAAUAUAUUCUUAAAACAAAGAAUAAAUCUGACCACCAUUCUGAGUUCAAGAAGGAAUUUUUGUAAAAUUGGAAGUGCUUCAAACUGGGUUUUUGUUUGCAUUCUUCUGGAUCAAUAGCAAAAAACAGAUGUGAGGAAGGCUGAACUUGAUGGACACAUAUCUCUUUUCAAGUUAUGUAACUAUGUAAUUUUAAUGGAAAUAAUUCACCAAUUUGAAGUGGUUAUGGUGCUUGGUGUCUGUACAUGCAGCAUCUCACCAAGAAAUGUUACCCAUACAGAGAUACAGACCUUUCCUAACUGAAGUGUAAUUCCACUUACAGCUGCUUCCGUUGUCAUCUAGAUAAGCCAUCCUCCAUGUCUUCCAGGUCCGCUUUUUUUCUUAAAACACUGAUCUGGUUUCAAUAACCCUUUAACCUUUUCACCAGUGAGCUGUUUUCAUUUCUAAACAAAAAUAACAUUUUCAUAUUAAAUAUGACUAGCACAUAAAUAAAGGGCAAAAGAGCAGCUUGUAAUUUGAAUAUGCAUUUAAGGCAUCUAAACAAUUCGAUGAUUUUAAUAAUUUAUGAUGGAAAGUGAUGCAAUUAUUAAAGACAAUGAGGCAAAUAUUAUGCACAACUCUUUCUUUACUCAAGUAUAGCAGCAAAGAACAUUUUAAAUUUAUGUAUUAGACUUGGAGAUUCACUUCAGAUUGGGCAAAUUCAGGCCGAUCAUGUGAUCAACUCAAAUUUGGAUUUCCAAGUUGUCAUGUGCCAGGGAAUGAAUUUACAUGAGCCCAUCAUGUUCAGUUUGGCUCUUAAAUCAGACCGGAUAAAACAUAAAUAGAAUAGAGAAGAGGCUGUUUUUUGUGGGGGUUUUUUUUUGGUGUGGGCAAGUAAGCAGUGUAUUUUCCCCAUGAUGGACAAGAAGUCUGUCCAAUCAUGUGAGCUGGAUCUCCUUUGCUGUCAAGAAGUAGCAAAAAAAAAUCAUGAUUGAUGGUUAGGGGACAGUCACUAAAUGCUGAUUUUAUUUACAAUUCAUGAGACGUGACCAAUAGAUGGAAAGAAAAGGAAUACAAAUAGAUGCCCAGGCAGGAUUCUUCUACAGUCUUUUACAACUGCUAUUAACCCCUUGAGGACUGAGGCAGUUGUACAAGUUGUAGUAAAAAAAAAUCGUAAACAAAACCUGGAAAUUGCACUAAAUGUCUGUUCAACCAUAAUUCUUCUCCUUCAUAUUAAGUGCACCCACACUUAUUAUAUAUAAUUUUGUUCAAGAGAAAAUAAGCUUUCUUGUCACUUCAAAUAUUUGUAUAUUAUAUUUAAUAUGAAUUAUAUAUAAAAAAUAUAAGAAAUUAAUUUUUUUAUUUUUUUGCAUGGCAAUUUAACUGUUAAUGUCAAAAUACUGUUAGCUGUUACUGCAAUAGAUUAUAAUAGGUUACACAUAUUUGUAUUCAGCAAUGUCUCACAAGUAAAAUAAAGUACCCCACAUGUACCAGGUUUUAUGGUGUUUUGGAAAGUUACAAGGCCAAAUAAAACACAUUACAUUCUUCGGUUUAUACACAUUGAAAUUUGCUAGACUGGGUAGGUUGCCUAUGAGUCCGUGUGGUAGCCCAAGAAUGAAAAUUACCCCCAUGAUAGCUUACCAUUUGCAAAAGUAUACAACCCAAGGUAUUACAAAUGGGUUAUGUCCAGUCUUUUUUUAGUAGCCACUUAGUCACAAACACUGGCCAAAGUUAGCGUUCUUAUUUGUUUGUGAAAAAUGCAAAAAAACUUAUUUGAACACUAAUUUUGUCUAGUAUUUGUGACUAAGUGGCUACUAAAAAAGACUGGACAUAACCCAUUUGCAAUACCUUGGGUUGUCUACUUUUGCAAAUGGUAUGUCAUCAUGGGGGUAAUUCUCAUUCCUGGGCUACCAUAUGGUCUCAAAGGCAACAUCUGGAAAAUUUCAAUGUGAAAAAAUGGCAAUGCCAUUAUUUGACUCUGUAACUUUUGAAAACACUAUAAAACCUGUACAUGGGGGUACUGUUAUACUCGGGAGACUUCCCAGAACAGAAAUUGUAGUGUUUUCAAGCGAGAAAAACAUAUCACAACAAUUAUAUGGUCCAAAAAAACUUAAUUUUCCCUGACACUAUGAUCAUUGUUAUAUGUUUUACUGUUUUGAAACAUCAAUAUUUGUGUACAGCGAAGUCUCCCGAAUAAAACAGUACCCACAUGUACAGGUUUUAUAGUGUCUUGGAAAGUUACAGGGUUAAAUAUAGGGCUUGCGAACCAAAUUCUCUGGACUGUCUGCCUGCGUUGUCAGGCAGGUCCUUCAAAUUUUAAUUAAUCAAAUUAUUUAAUUAUGUCAAAAUAUUAUAUAAAUAUAUAUGUAGAAUUUAAAUAUAUAUGCAUAUAUAUAUAUAUAUAUAUAUAUAUGUAUAUAUAUGCAUAUAUAUAUAUAUAUAUAUAUAUAUAUAUAUAUAUAUAUAUAUAUAUAUAUAUAUAUAUAUUUGUGUUAGGUGCUUAAGAUAGUACAGUGUGAAAUACCAUGAAUAAACGUAGGAUAAUAAAAGGAGCAAGUCGGUUGUGGUGUGCCGAAACCGACGAUGAGGUAGGCCUGAGAAAGAAGAGGGCAAAAAUUAAGUAAUCAAAUUUAUUAACAGACAACCAAUACAUAUACAUUUUAUCAACCAGACAUGUUUUUGAAAGCAUCCCUUAAUUCUUGUACUGGGUUCGGUAUGUACCGUGAGUAAGCGGAUGACUUCCAGCGCCCCAGUGUUUUGAUAACAUGAGUUGGGAUGUUCACACUGGAGGCUGUGGACGCGGCUCCUAUACGAAAGGAGUGUCCUGAGUAUUUGUCUGCGUUGAGGCCCAGUUGUGUGAGCAAGGACCUGACGUAGGUCAUGAAGGUUGCAGUGGUGAGUACUGCACGGUUGCGAGGGCAGUAAGUGAUGGUGCUGUAUGUAGGCAUCAAGAACCUUGACGGGACAUCAUCUGUUGUGCGUGGGAUAGUACAGAAUGUUUACGGGUAUGUGCUGACUGGUUUUGGAGUGAGGUAAAGUCAGGAUGUAAUGAUCCAUAUGUUUUGUCAAGUGGGAAUAGAGGAGGAACGGAGUGGUUUAGGUCGUGGAGGUUGUAGUGAAUUCUCUAGGUCGUAGAAAUCCAUAAAAAGCGAUGUAUAUUUUUUUUGAUGAUGGAAUUUGUAUUGGUGUCAAACGGUUUUAAGUCAAGCAGGUUAAUGCUUUGAAGAUAUGGUUAUCUAUGGGUAGCCUCUGGGCUGUAUGUGUGGGUUCUGAUUUCUGAAUACCUCUGAGUAUGGUCUUAAUUUGGUGAGAGGCCAUGAAACUGUUAUGUGGGUGUAAGAUUAGCAUGUGGUGUUGAAUGCCAGUGAGAUAGAGUUUGAUGGUGUUAUAUGACAUUUUGAGUUUAAGGUGGCAAAAGGAAGCAAACCCCAAAAAAGAUGUCAUAACAAACGGUUGUAUGAUGUUAUGUUCCAGAAGGAAUCGUUUGAAUAGUGUAUAUGUUUUGUUUGUGUUGUUUGAAAGUGCCAAUUGGGACAAAGUCCUGCUAUGCUGCAUGAUGAUGUCUAGUCCAGUAUGAGUUGUUGAAAUGUUGGAGUGAUGGUGGCUGUGGGUGCUGCUGACAGGAGUGCUUGAUGAAACUCCUGAAAUUUAAAUCGAGACAAAUUGUCAGCAGCUGUGUUACAUACACCUGGAACAUGGAAACAACAUAGGAAGAAAUGACAAGCUGCCAACCAAGUGAGUUUCCUCAGAAAUCUCAUGAUUGUAAGAGAUUUGGAACGACCUUUGUUGAUGAUGUGACAGGUUGCCUGGUUGUCUGAGUAACAACGCACUGGCAUAUUAGCCCAUAAAUGACCCCAUGCUACGGCAGCCGCCACUAUGGGAUAGAUCUCAAAAAGAGCUGAGGUAGCUGAAGGCCAGCUGCCCCAAAGCCAUUCGUUCCCAAAAAUUGCUGCAAAACCAGUGGUAGAUGCCGCAUCUGACCAAAUGGUAGGAGAUGAUUCAGUCAAUUGAGGGAGGAACAUACUUUUACCAUUCCAAGUGGUUAAAAAUCUCUUCCACAUGUUUAGAUCUGCCGUAGCUUGGUCAUCUAAGGACAACCUGUACGUGUCAUGUAGGAAAAGUGGGAAAAGAUGCAAUAGUCAUGAUAUAAAGGAGCGGCCUUGAGGUAUGAUGCGCAUAGCAAAAUUUAGUGACCCUAGCAGGGACUGUAGCUCUUUGCGGUUGCAAGUGCCGAGCUGUAGGUAGUUGUUUAUGUAAGUGAGAAUAUUCUCUAUCUUAUCGUAUGGUAGGUUUGCUUGCAUUGUGGCAGAGUCUAAUUGGAUACCCAGAAAAGUGCUAACCAUGUCUGGACCCUCUGUUUUCUCUGAGGAGAUGGGUACACCUAGUUGCUCAAAAAGCUUAGUGGUAGCUUUGAGACUAGUGGGAGGCGAAGUAUUCUCCUCGACCAGUAGGAAAUCGUCCAGGUAAUGUAAUACCGUAGGGCAUCUGGCUAUAUUCAAUAGUAACCAGCAUAAUGCUUAAGCAAAUGUGUCGAAAAUAGCUGGGCUACUUUUGGACCCAAAAGUUAACCGGGAGAAAAAAUAGUAGUUCCUGGACCACUUGAUGCCAUGCAGGUGCCACAGUGUGGGGUGGAUUGGGAGUAAUUUAAAGGCGUUAGUAAUGUCGGUCUUACUGAGUCAGGCUCCAACCCCUGCUUGUAUGAUAGCUGUAAUGGCGUGAUCUAUGGUAGUGUAUUGCAGAGAGAAUUCCUCAGAGGGUAUAAGGGAAUUAAGACUGGGGUUGGCCGAUGAGUGGGGUGCCGAUAAGUGAUGAGUCUCUGUUUUUGGGAAGAUUUCCCUGUGACAAUACCAAUGGGUUUGGUGCGCCAUUCUAUGAAUGGAGGAGUUCUAAAAGGCCCCAAUACGAAGCCCUCAUCCACUUCUUGGGCUAUGAGGGUGUCAACCGCUGUGGGGUUGUGUUGGGCGGAUUGUAGAUUAGGGCAUUCCAGAGUUCCGGCUGGUAUGUGUAGGAUACCUGUGUGGAAGCCUUCUGUUAAACCAGAAAUAAGAAAGUCUACCAGGUGUCUAGAUGGGUGCUGAGACAUAAAUGUUGUGAAUACUGGCAUAUUAAUGGACGUUAGGUAAGGCUUGGAAUACAUUUUAUUUGGAAACAUGGUCUUUGCAUGUGCCCUAAAACAUUUUGAACAGACAUGCAAAAGUCUACAUCCACUGUAAUUACAAGACCCAACAUUGAAAUUAUUACAUAUCUGGGACUUGCCCAGAAACUUGAUUGGGCAUCCCAGUUUGUCUAUUGACAAUUUCCCUGGAUCCCCACAGGAACUAGCUCCUUGCGUGGAGGCAUGUCCGUCUGCCGUGUUGGGACAAAAAUUUGUAGUAUGGGCUGUGGAGGAGCAGUAUGCACAAGCUGGUGUUCUUAGACCUGCAAAGUGUCUGCAAAAUAUGACGGUAUCAAUCCUUCCCCGGUUGGAUCGUGUUGCGUACUGGGAGAAGGCUCCAGACACUUUUGCAGAAAAAGACCUAUGGUAGUCAUAGAAGGCUGAACCACCAUAUUUGUUGCCCAGGUCUACCAGCUUGUGCAUAUAGAAAUCAAACUCUUCUAUUCUGUUGGGAAAGACUGCACAGAUGACAUCCCUGUAAAUACCAAACGCUAGUACAAAUUCAGGGAUAGUCAGUUUCCUAUUCAGGCGGGCAUCCCUAGAUCUGACAACAACAGAUACAUCAUCAUAAGCAUACGUAUUAUGUUCCACAAUAUCCUGGGAGGCAAUCAACAGGGAAGCCAGGUUGACAUCUUUACCUUCCAGGAUAUCCCUUUUAAUGUGCUCAGGUAUCAUGUGGGCCGGGCUAACUUCCAGGGUGAUGGCUGGAGUGACUAAUGGCAAGGCUGGUAUUUGUGCCGCAGCAACGUGCGGCCCUGCUAGAGUGAGGGCCGUGGUGACCGACUCAAGUUUCUCCAGCCUGGAGUUGACUUUGCUCAUGGACGCCAUGAGUGAGGAUAGCAUGGCAUGUAUGUCUCCUGGGUUGGACUGGCUAGAUCCUUCCCCGGCAUCCAUGUUAUUUGUCGAUGUGCGUAGCAGUUUGAAAAGUUCUGCUUUCCUUGCUGUAGCGGGGUAGGGGAUUUGUUGUCUCCUUAAUUCCGUGGUUAUACGCGGGAUCGUCCAGGAUCUGAUUGAUGCUGGACUAGCUAGCUCUCCUCCUUGUGUGGGAGUGACAGCUCUAGCCGGGGUGCUAGGCAGGGAGAAAUCCUCUACCCCUUCCUGAGACAUACUAUAAAUAAAACAAUUAAUUAGUAUAUGAAACCACCAAAUUGUACUGGCAGGCUAGCUAGGCCGGAUGGCGAAACAUUAUACCUGUUUGGUGACAGGUGAGGCCCUGCUAAUUGCCAAGCGGCUUGAGAGGCUCUAUCUAUGCGUUGGCGCGAGGGGUUAUUGAGGCCACUCGACGUAGUGGCAGGAGUUUUAGGCCUCUCGGUGACUGUAAGACAGAAAACAGGGGAAGGGAGUGACAGGUGAGGCCCUCUCUAUGCAACAUGCGAGGCGGCUAGCUAACGUGUGGCCCGAUGGGUGUUUGCCUCUGGAAUGUUUGAGGCGGGUUGUUGGCAUCGCGGGACCACUAACUGAUGGCGACUGCCAAGACGGGGUAAAUACCUAUUGGGAAUCCUGUGACCCUAUUACCAGUACUCUAACCUAGGGGGACGAAAUGAAAUGUAUGGUAGAAUACCAUAUGAGCAGGUGUACGUACCUGGUAGUAUGACAAAUUCACAGGAAUAAACCGUGUGGAGCAAAUAUAUAUAAGCUUGACAGCCUAAAAUGGGUAAAAGAGUAGUAUGAUGAGUGUGGAUUGUUGAAAAGAACAGACUUAUAGCCUGUAGCAGCAAGGUUUUGAAAAAAUGUUGAUACCAUGGGAAUAGAUAUGAGUGGCUCAGAAAUGUUUGCAUGCUUAAAUAAGACAUCUGAGAGAGGCCGUGGCCUAUGUACAAACAACAUAUGUGUUAUGUGAUAAUGGUGUGUAAGGGAAACAUGAAAUGUAGGUUAUAUAUAUAUAUGUAUAUUACUGUGCAGGAAACGUAUGAUUGGUUGGAUCAGUACGUGUGAUUCAACCCGAGUAUGCAUGAAAAGGAAUUAAGCCUUAUGUGUCAUAGUCAUGACAGAAAUGAGGCCUGUAACGUAGGCUGAGUUAAUUGAAAUGAAAUGGAUAAUUAUAAAAACUCCAGGCGUGGGAGUUCAAUGAUCCGUACAGAAAUGUAGCUGGUUUGAUAGAAAGGAACAUGGAUGAGGUCAUGGCCUAUUUUACACAGCGUUAUGUAUGAUAUGUAGUAGAAUAACCAAAGGCAGGGAACCCAAAAAUGCUUAAAGUGAUGUAAAGUGAUAUAUGAUAUAUUUGUAUUGUAUGAUUGGUUGGAUCAGUACGUGAUUCAACCCAAGAAUUAUUGCUUGAAAAGAACCUGUAUCCUUUGUAUGUGUCGUAGUAAUAACACAGAAAUGAGGCCUGUAACAUAGGCUGAGUCCAUUUGGAUGGAUGGAUAAGUAAUGCAGACCCCUGAAAGCGUGGGAGUCAAAAAUGGUCUAUACAGAUAAGUGGGCUUUGUUUGUAUGGACAUAAUACAAUACUGAAAACAUUUAAAAAGUAAUAGAAAUAAUCUAUUUAAACAAGCAAUUCUUAACCGAAUGUUAUAUACACACGAAAUGGUGAAUAUAAUUCACGAAAGGAUUAUGCGUAAUACAUAGAAAUAAAGCCAAAAACAAAUGUGAGGGAAACACAGAAGUUAGAACGAAUAGUUUAACCGUAUGAAUUUAUGCGAAACCGAAAGCGUGUUUGAGUGUAUAUGAAAAUUGCCGAACGGUAAAACAACCGAAUGAUAAUCUGUUUCAAUGUAACAUGGAAUAGUUUAUGCGAAAUGACUAUUGUACGAGUAAACUGUUCAGCCGAAUGACUGUAUGAAUGAAAAACCCCGCGAACGGCUUGAAACAUUCGUGACAUAACCAGGGAAAAACCGUAAAGCGAGGACCCGUGCUGUACUGUACGCCGUGGGAAACGGUCCUGGCGUGACAGGUAGGUCUGACUUACGGUUUAGGAGUCCCUGGGACGCGAUCUACGACGAAGACCGGAGUCAGAAGAAGCUGGACGGGCGGAAAGGCCUGAACAGGAUUCCUGGACACAGCUAACGUGGUGAAAAACCUUGUGGAUACUGAACCCAAGAUGGCGUCUGAGAGAACCCGGAAGUGGAUCCUCAUUCAACGCUGACCUCGAACGGUAAGGAGCCAGGUAAGGGGAGUGCCUUAAGUAGGCUAGGGGUAGCAAACCAGCACCUCCCACAAAUCCAGGCAAAUUGCCUUAAUACAUAUAUAUAUAUAUAUAUAUAUAUAUAUAUGUAUAUAUAUAAUUUUUUUAUUCUUAUUUUUAUUUAUAUUAUAUGUAUAGAUAGAUAGAUAGAUAGAGUGACCAUCACUGAAUGCUUUAACUCUAGGCUUGGAUUUGAAAAUAAAAAGAAAAAUUCCAAACUGUUUGCCUACUGGCAGCACUAGCAGCCAGCGAACACAUAGUGAAAAACCCUCAGCGGUGCCUGGGUUAAUUAUGUGGAGGCUGGCCAGUGCUUGCUAGGCAGCUGCCUCUUUUUUAAGAGAAAGAUCAGAAUAUUUUUGGCCAUUUGUUGAUAAAGUUUAACACAGUAUCAGUGUCCUAAGUGGAAUCAUUUCUAGGCUUCAUGGGUCUAGAUUUUUAUGAUUUCCUUUAAAGGACCACUAUAGGCACCCAGACCACUUCAGCUCAAUGAAGUGGUCUGGGUGCCAGGUCCAUCUAGGGUUAACUAUGCAGCUGAAAACAUAGCAGUUUCAGAGAAACUGCUAGGUUUACAUUGAGGGUUAAUCCAGCCUCUAGUGGCUGUCUCACUGACAGCCACUACAGGUGCUUCUGCGAUUCUCAGUGUGAAAAUUAAACUGAGAUGACGCUGGACGUCCGUAGGAAAGCAUUGAGAAAUGCUUUCCUAUUGGCGGUUUGUAUGCAAAUAGUCCUUCUGGAUUUGUCAAAAGAUGUGGAAAAAAUUAUAUUGUUCUUGGAAUAACUAUUGCCAUGCCAGUAGAUGUGGGAACCAUACUUGUAUGGUCCAAAAGAGCGUUAUCAGCAUCCAUACUUGGGAGAAAUUACUGGACUGCAGAAAUAUAUAGUCCAUCUUUAGGCAUAUGGAUUGAUUGGAUUUGCAUUUUAGUAAACUUUUCAGAUAAAGGCCUGCUAAAAGUUCUCAACAAUUUAUACAAAGUGCUUUCUCAGAUUCUGACAUUCAUUCCACCUGUGGCAAUACCUGCUUAACAUGCUCCCUAUCCUAGGUUCCUGGCUACUUCUGUGAUCAGAUUUAGAUCGGAUUUGAAAAUCAUCCUUCUGUUCCAUAUUUCCAGGGAAUCAUAUGAUUUCUUCCCAUGUGUCUGAAUUCAGAAUAAGAGUGUCUGAGUAAGCCAAUCCCCAUCAUAGGUAAAUAGUUUUUAAUCUCUGGAUACCUCUGUAUGUAGAGGCCCUGGUAAAACCACUCAGAUUGAUGCUCACUGCAAUCCUAUUAGUCUGGACAUGUAUCUCAAUAACAUGUGGAAUUUGUGCAAUGCAUUUCUUUCCUGAUUGAUUUCCUUCUUGAGGUAGGCUCAACACAGUAUUUUCCGAAUUCACCAAGAAACCUAAAAUUUAUAUUGACCUGGUAAGGAAGAAGUGCAGGUUUUUCCCAAUUUAUUAGAAAGCCAUGAUUUUGCAGAGUUUAGAUUUUGCAGAGUCGAAUAUAUAUGUUCUUUUUGAGUGGCAAUAUUUUGAGACAUUAAAGGACCACUAUAGUGCCAGGAAAACAUACUCGUUUAACUUGCAAGGCUUGCGAGGCUUAACCCAUUCAUAAACAUAGCAGUUUCUCUGAAACUGCUAUGUUUAUAAAAGAAUGGGUUAAGCCUAGCUAGACCAAGCAUCCAGACCACUUCAUUAAGCUGAAGUGGUCUGGGUGCCUAGAGUGGUCCUUUAAUAGAAGAUUUUCUAAACAUAUUACUAUGCAAACACCUCUGCUUCUCAGCAGGGCUGCUACAGUUUGCACCAUGAGGCUCAUGAAAGUCAGAAAGGAAGGAAAACGAAUUGCCGCCUUAUUUCUCUUCAUUUGAAAUGGAGGAAGUGUUGGUAUUCUGGUGCUAUUGGAAAUUUAAAAUAAGCAUUUUUUAUGUGUAUUUUUAUUAUUUAAUUGGAUGGCUGCAACAGUUCUUUCAGGCAAUGUAUGCCUUCCAUUUUUAUUUAAUUGGACAAUACAAAUUGGUUCAGGUUUCAUUUGUCCUCUUUUUCUCUCACAGUUGAAUUGGCAUCUGUCUGAACUAUUGCAUCAUUUCGGUGUCAUUCUAAAACUUCUUUGUCUUUUAAAAGGAUAUCUUUCUUUAAAAAUAAGAUUGUCAAUUUUGUUUUGGACUGGAUAUUCUAAAAAGUAUUUUUGGAAACCCACAAUUGUUUGAAUUAUGCAAGCUUUUGAUGUUAGUAGACAUCAUUUUUGGAAAAAAAAAGUGGGUGGAUGUUAAAAUGGAUUCAGACUGAUACCACAGGGUUGUCUUGAAUUCAACUAUUCCCUGAAUCCACAUCCUUAUCUAUCUCAUCCUCUCUAGGGAAAAAAAGUGUGUUUGUAAAUUACAGUUCACUAAACUAUCCAUGUGAAGAUCAUUGGUUCCGCCAAUAGAUACCUUGAUAGGGUCGACCUUUUUCAUCAAAGAAUGCACUUUGUCAAGUUCAAUGAAGGCUCCCACAAAAGUUUUAAUAAAGUUGUCACCGAACUGGGCACCAUCUAUCUCUUCUCGCAGUCCAUUAAGGGUCUUCUUUGUUAAUUUCAGUUUAUCUUGUAUAAUUUGGUUAAUUGUCAACACAACUGUUUUGCUUUUUCCCAGUAUUUCCAAACAUGAUCAUGUAUCUAGAGAAGAAUGAGCCAUGUGUUUUACACCAUUAAAUUUGAAUACAUCUACCCAUCGUGGAUAUAACUGUUGUAAAUAGACAGAAAUUUCUGUGUAAACAUAAUUGCGAACUUGUAAAUAUUUAUUAAAUCUGUUGCUGAAAAGCAAAGGUAUACAUGGAAUAUUUACCAGUGGUAGGUAAAGUAGUAAACUGUGUAUGUACUGUCACUCUAGGACACUUUCUAAAGGGGAAGCUCUUGUCUCUUUUGCUCUAUGCUGGGAAUGAUAAUACAGAUCAUUUAUACUUACCACAUUGGCUAAUAAUCUACAAGACCUCUAAUUAAACACAUACAUUUUUUUCUCUCUUUACAUGUACAUCAAGGACAGAAUAAAACCUUAAAGCACUGAGUUAUAUGGAGUUUUGAGAUCCAUCUGGUAUCUUUUUCAAUAAUUGUUUCCAUUUUCUAACAUUAGAUAUUUAUCUUAGCCCUGCACUUGCCCACAGAAUGUUUUUUAAAACCCACUAUCUCUGAUCUUUUACCCAAUCUUCAUGACCAAAGUAUGACCUGAAGUGUGAUAUUAUAUCAUAUAUCAGUAAACAUCAAGCCUCCAGUUUUUCAUGCUGCUGUUUUUUUUUUGCAUGCAUGCACUGAGGAAUUUAAGGCUUAGUUUUAUAUCCUGUAGAAUUUGCAUACAUAAGGUCAAUGGAAUGGCACAGAAAAUAAAUGGAGCACAGGGAAAAGCCACAAUUUGAUACCAUAAAUAACCAUGGUAUUUUAGAUUUCCUUUAUAUUUAUAAAUGCAACUUCAUUAAGCUUCAUGCAUGUGAUACAUUGAGGAGCACAGUUUUAUUAUGCCGUGUAGAUAGGAAAAUGUCUGCACAGAUGAUGUAUGAUUCUGUCUAGUCGAAAUGUAUAAUUUAAAUAAUUGGAGCUCUGCUCUAUUUAUCAAAUUAAUACUUAUAGGUUAGGAUUUAUACCAAUUUAUUUUAUAAAUUUGUAAAACGAGGUGAUAAAAAAAAAGUGACUUGCGCACUACCCCAAAUCCCUAUGCAGAUUUAAAUAACUGAAUGUUUUUUAGUAUCACUCCAAUGACCAUUAACCCCUUAACGCCGUUACGGUGUUCUAUGCUGUCGCGGCUUUAAAGAGCUUUAAAGCCGUUGUGGCAGCAUAGAACGCCGUAAUGGCUUAAGCCCUGGGGAGCUCCAAUUUACUUACCUCCGCCGCGAUCCUCUUCGGGAGGGCUGCCUGACCGCCCAGGCAGCCCUCCCCAGGCGAAUGAGGCCCCCGGGGGCCAUGUGAUCGCUCUCAAAGAGUGACCACAUGGCCCUGUAUAGCUGGCUAUGGAUCUGCCAGCAGAGGUACUGUCUGAAAUAUCAGACAGUCCCCCUGCUGGUGGGAAAUGAAAAAUAAAAAUAAAAUAAACAUGUGUAAAAUAAAUUAAAUAUAUUUAUAUAUAUAAUAUAUGUAUAUUUUAUAUAUAUAUAUAUAUAUAUAUAUAUAUAUAUAUAUAUAUAUAUAUAUAUAUAUAUCUUUGCAUAUAUAUAAAGACUUUGGGUGUUUUAUUUUUAUAUUUAAAAUAUGUAUAUACAUACAUAUAUACAUACACAUAUAUAUAUAUAUAUACACAAGUAUAGUGGCACUCACCCUUUCAAUGAAUCAGUAAAAGACUGCCUUGGUGCAAUCCCACGCUGGAUAUGUAAAGCAAAAAGGAAAGAGAUGCACUCUCAGGUCUUUGUAGAAAAAAACUUGAUAUUAUUUAAUAACAGGUAACAUACAUCUGAUCGACGUUUCGACCUCUUCAGGUCUUCCUCAAGAUCAAUAUACAAACAUAUACAACACAAAUAUAUAAGCAACAUAGGAGGAGUUACUCACCAAACAAACAGUGCACACUGGUUUCCAUUAGUCCGAACCCGGAAGUGUAAGUGAAGCGUCAUGUGGCGCGUGUCAUGUGACGUAUGGGCGUGGCCAUUACCAUGAUGCAGUUGCUAAGAAACGGGUAAACUAAUAUCAAACUUAUAUCAUGCUAUUUGGUAGUUAUUAUAGUUCUGUAUAUUUCACAGGGCUUUAUGCCCUUUCACUCGAUUGCACAGAUAAUUCUCUGCCUAAUCCGAGCUGUUUCAUGUUCACUACAUAUUUGCUCGGGUUUAGUUUACCCGUUUCUUCCGGGUUCGGACUAAUGGAAACCGGUGUGCACUGUUUGUUUGGUGAGUAACUCCUCCUAUGUUGCUUAUAUAUUUGUGUUGUAUAUGUUUGUAUAUUGAUCUUGAGGAAGACCUGAAGAGGUCGAAACGUUGAUCAGAUAUGUUACCUGUUAUUAAAUAAUAUCGAGUUUUUUUCUACAAAGACCUGAGAGUGCAUCCCUUUCCUUUUUGAUAUAUAUAUAUAUAUAUAUAUAUAUAUAUAUAUAUAAAAAUACAAGUAGCUCCUGCACUCACGCUCCAAUGUCCUUUAAUGGCCGGGUGCCAACCAAAGACAGCUUCAAUAUCCAAGAAAAUCCAAAAGUAUGGCUGCACUCACGGUUUAAAAGUCCAAAGUUUAAUGAAAAAACGGUUUAAAACAUCAAGUGAUCAACGUUUGAUCCUGAUGAAAGUCUUAUGUGACUGAAACGUUGAUCACUUGAUGUUUUAAACCGUUUUUUCAUUAAACUUUGGACUUUUAAACCGUGAGUGCAGCCAUACUUUUGGAUUUUCUUAUAUAUAGAUAAAUACAUAUAAUUACAUAAAAGAUUACAUUAGUAUACACAUAGAAUUUAAAUACCUAUAAAUGCAUAUAUAUUAAAAUUCUACGUGUAUAUUUAAGUAAUCUAUUAACACAAUUAUGUGAUUUGAUUAAUUACAAUUUAAUUGACAUGCCUGACAACACAGGGAGAAAGUGCAGAGAAUUUAAUUCGCAAGCACUAUAUUUGACCCUGUAACUCUCCAAGACACCAUAAAACCUGUACAUAGGGGGCACUGUUUUACUCGGGAGACUUUGCUGAACUCAAAUAUUAAUGUUUCAAACUGGUAAAUUGUAUUACAACGAUGAUAUUUUAAGUAAAAGUGACAUUUUUGCAUUUUUUACAAACGAACGGCAUUUUAUGGACUAUAUUAUUGUUGCAAUAUGUUUUACUGUUCUAAAACACUAAUAUUUGUGUUUAGUGAAGUCUCCCGAGAAUAACAGUACCCCCGAUGUACAGGUUUUAUGGUGUUUUGGAAAGUUAGAGAGUCACAUAUAAGGCUUGCAUUUAGUUUUUUGACAUUGAAAUUUGCCAGAUUGGUUAUGUUGCCUUUGAGAGCGUGUGGUAGCCCAGGAAUGAGAAUUACCCCCAUGAUGGCAUACUAUUUGCAAAAGUAGACAACCCAAGGUAUUGCAAGUGGGGUAUGUCCAGUCUUUCUUAGUAGCCACUUAGUCACAAACACAGGCCAAAUAUUAGUUUUUUUGCUUUUUUCACACAAAAACAAAUAUGGACGCUAACUUUGGCCAGUGUUUGUGACUAAGUGGCUACUAAAAAAGACUAAACAUACCCCACUUUCAAUACCUUGGGUUGUCUACUUUUUCAAAUGGUAUGCCAUUAUGGGGGUAAUUCUCAUUCCUGGGCUAUCACACCGUCUCAACACCAUGGAUAAUUUUCUGUUAGUAGUGUGGAAUGUAAUCUGACUAAGGCAUCUGCCCCAUAAAGUAUGUAAGUCUUGUUAAGUGAAACAAAAAAUAAUCAAUGUCCAAUAAAAGUGUGAACUAAUUAGUUAAGUGUGCACCACAAACUCUAGAAAUAUGUAGCAGGCUAUGUUACCAGGGAUCAGAAUUGUUAGUUGUGCAUUACUAGCCAGAACUAACAUGGUUAUUGACUAAAAUAAGAGUUCAAAGUGACUACAAAGAGAAUUUCCAAUUUAAUAUAGCCAAACUAAGUAUAUUUGCAAGUGUAGUUUAUUUUAUUAUCUGUUUUAUAUUUGUCAGAGUGUAAAAAGAAAUGUGAGCUUGUUAUGUGGCUACAUUUUUGUAGCCUUUGAGUGACUACACAAAUGAGGCAUUUCAACUGAGACAUUUGGUAAUUAGAAGUAAUGAGGAUGUAAAAAAGCAGUUUACUUUCAAUGAUAAAACAUUUUCAUAAGACAAUAUUAUAGUUGUAAAGAUUAUAUAUCUUUUUUAAUGUAACUACUGUUUUCAUCCACCUUAGAUAUAUAUAUAUAUAUAUACACACACACACACACACACACUUAUUUUUUUUAUUUUUUUUAAAGGAUCACUAUAGGGUCAGGAACACAAACAUGUAUUCCUGACCCUAUAGUGAAAACCCACCAUUUAGAUGGCUUGAUCCAACUUAGCCCGCUCAGAAUGGUUUAAAACUCACCUUAUUUUAAGCUCUUCAUGGGUCUGCCGGCACUAGCCCCGCCCCCUUGGUGACAUCAAAAUUGCUGAUUUUUAGCCAAUCCAAUGCUUUCCCAAGGGGAAAGCAUUGGACUGGCUAAAGUCGGCAAGGAGCGGGGCCAACACCAUUUUGGCCAAUCAGCACCUCCUCAUAGAGAUGUAUUGACUCAAUGCAUCUCUAUGAGGAAAAUUCUGCGUCCCCAUGCAGAGCGUGGGGACGCUGAACAGCAUGAGCCAGGAAGCCCCUCCAGGGGCCAUCUAAGAAGUGGUCACUUGGAGGUGUCCCUAGGGGCAAUGUAAACACUGCCUUUUCUCUGAAAAGACAGUGUUUGCAUGAAAAUGCCUGACGGAAGCUAUUAUAUUCACCAGCUGUAGUUGUUCUGGUGACUUUAGUGUCCCUUUAAAAUUCCCAUGUCCAUCGUCAUUUUUUUUAAAUGUAUAGCAGUAAAUAAUGUUAUAUAUAAUUUUUAAACCCUUUAUCUAUAGUUAUGCAUGAAAUAUGCAUACAGUUCCAAAACACAAAACAGUAAAAUAAUGUCGCCAAAAGUUAUAGAGGAAACAUACAAGGCACAACCGGCAUUCUACCAGAACACAUCCAGUACAGAGAAGCACUGAGAUCCUGUGCCUAGAGUAAACCUAUGCACAAAAAAUUAAAAAAAAAAGUGGGGGAAGAAAAAAAGAGGGAAAACACCAUGAUGUAUAACAGAGAAUACCCACCCAGAUAGUAAAUUUUUUAAAUAUUAAAAUUUUAUGGACAAUACCAAAGACUUUAACAAAAUUAUAAAAAAAAUACCUAUUUUUGAACUGCUAAUAGGGAAUACAAUGGUUUAACCAUAUAUGGUAGUGUGUUAGAGAGGUUAAUUAAUCCUAUUCUAACAUUUGUAUUUUUGUGCGUAGUGAUUUAACCAGGAAUAAAUUAUAUACUUUAACAGAGAAAUGUCGGUUAAAAAAUAAUAUAAAUGAAUUGCAGGAGCAGCUCAAAGAAAAAACACUGACAUUUGUAUUUAACUUAGAACACACAGAUAUGCUUAAAUCUGUAUCGUCUCACUCAGCAGUUGAAUGUGAAGCAACUCAGAAAAAUCUCAGCAGUGAAAGUGUCCAUUAAGAUAACAAAUAUAUCAAACAAAUGACUCAUUUUACAACUACAUUGGUCUCAACAUUGAACAUGUUAUACAUUUUGUCAGCUUGCUAACUAUAUAGUAGAGAUACAGUAUAUACUAGUAUUUUGCAAAGAUUGUUACCUUUAUCUUGACAAAUAUUAAGCAAUAGUUCACUGAUCGUAUAAUUUCUCACAUAACACAAUCUUAUAAAUGUCCCUAGGCAAAUAUUCUUAUGUGAAUACUUUAAACUGCAAGAUAACCACAACAGCAAUUAUUUUGUAGCAAAUCUCACAUACACACCCAAAUAACCAUGUUGAUAGAUCUCUUUUGUAAAAUUACGUGACAUCAAAGCACAAGUUUACUAUUGCAAGGGAUGAUCUGGUAUCUCUGACAUCCUGGGAGACGGUGUGCAUUGCAUCCCUCCCAACUGUACAUUUUAGUUGGUCAAAAGAGACACACAAAUAGCUGAGAGGUGUAAGGAGAACUCACAUGGGGUUAAGGUGAUCAGAAGAUAUAUACACAAGGGGAUGAAAGGGUAAGGAUACCACAACAACCAAGUGGUUGAGGGCUAAGGAAAGACUUACAAGAGGAAAUGGGGGUCAAGAGUGAGGCACAAGGGGAGAUAGGAUUUGUAGAGAAGCACAAAAGGUGGAGUAGUAUAUUUUAAAUUUCCAGUUCAAAAUUCCAGGUGGGUGGGUUGCUGACUCGAAUACAAUGUUUAUAUUCUGUGGCAAGAGUUGCAAACAAACAAUUUUAGCAUGGAUGUCAAAUACCCCAGGUAUGCAUCUGUAUCAGAUGGCUUCCCAUUGCUGAAUUUUUAGUAGGAUGAAAUAGAGUAGUAUUUUAGAUUAGUUUACAUAAUAUCUCUGCAUACGUGCACAGUAUUAACAAGUGUAGAUGUUAAUAACCAUUUGGGUCUUGCAUAACUUUAGGUGCUGAUACAGAUGCCAUGAACUGUCAUUGGUACUUUAAUAUGGUGCUACAUUUCAAAAGGACACUUUAUGGAUCUUAUUGAAGUGAUUAUUGUACAGUCCUGCCAAUCCCCCUUCUCCACGCAUCCUACCCCACAAAAGCCAAAUUGAAACAAACUAGAAGGCCUGAAAUUGCAGCAUCAAGCCAUGUCUCCAAGCCCUCUGGGUAUUAGAUCUGGGAAUCUUAUUUCCAGACUCUCUUACCUUAACAUACUGGGGCGUCACAUGAGCAUACGCAGCGCCAUCACACUGGCCCAUAGGGAAUCAUUGAAUACAAUUUUUGUCUAUUGAGCAUGCACCUAUGUCCCUCAAUGCUCCUCUAUAAGGAGAAUUUGAUUGGCCUGCCAUCCUGGAAGCAAAUCACUAGGGUGACACAGCCCAAGGGGGAGAUCCCGGCAGCACCAAAGGAGACUCUGUGCUAGAGAAAAGGUGAGAAACUAGUUUAUUUUAUUUAUUUUUUUGUGUUUGUGUAGAUGGGAGGAGGGCAAAAUGAUAAGGGAUACCAGGAAUGUUGUGUUAGGAAAACAGAUAUGUACUCCUAAUGCUACAGUAGAGAAGUUGAGAACAGUAUGUAAUUAUGCUAAAUUCAGCAUGAACUUGGUGGCAUGUUAAGAUAUGCAUUGGCUUAAUUUCCCAGUAUAAUUUCAAGUUCUUGAGCAAUCAUAACUUGCAAUCACAACGCAACAAAGAGAGCAUAACCUCUUAUCAAACUGAUAUGGGUAUUGGAAUUGUAAAACUGAGGUAAAACCAUUGCACACAUAUUUUGCCAUCAAUGAAAAUAAGUGCUUUCUAUUACAUUUUCUUUCCUUGGUAUGCAUAGUAUGGUAAUUCAGUAAUUCUCUUUAACCCUUUUGUACCCACAUGAAACAUUCAUACUUUUUGUUUUGUUUUUUAAAGAAAGCUUUGUCUGGUUCGAAUAAUUGGUUCAUAAAUUAUUUAUUUCUUAACCACAAAUGUGCAACAAAAUGUUUUAAUUUAGAAGUGUAAACUAGCAGCUUCAAACACAGUAGAGGCAAGACUAUAGGGGCAAGUCGGGCAUCAUCAUCUAGUUUUUGUUGAAAUAAAAACAAUUUGCCAUGGGCGGUAGCAGAAGUUCUGUUUUUGUAGGGCUCUACAGUGGAGUGUCAAAUGAUUGUAAGGCAGUCAGUACUUCCACUCCAACAAGGCUCUCCUGCAGACUUAAGUUUGCAAGCUUUGUAAAGAGAACUGCUCCCUGAUGCUGGCCGGUAAGUAGGAUGAAGGGUAUAAAUUAUGUAAUUAUGCGUACAUGUGUAAUUUAGUGGGGUCAAAUGGGGGCAGUGUUAUAGACACAUUGGAUCAUUGUAGAGGCUCUUAGUUUUUAGAAUCCAUGCCCCUUUAAUUAUACCAGACCAGGUCUCUGUCACAGUGUUUUUUUUUCCUGGGGGUUGCUGGGUGAAUUGAGGAGCAGGCACACGCACACAUAGGAGGUUGGAGGGAAGCUAUAAAAUACUUAAAAAUGGUAUUUGUACUUAUAUGUGUGAAUAUAUGCGCAAGUGUAGCUGUGUGUCUAUGCAUGUCUUUCGUGUGUGUACCUGUGUAUGUAUGUAACUGAGUGUAUGUGCAUAUCUUUUUCAGUGUGUAUAUCAGUGCAUAUAUCACAGCAUUCAAACACCAACAUUGCACACAAGCACACCCCUGCAUCGAAACACCAACACUGCAGAAAAUACACCCCUGCAUUCAUACACAGAAACACAGCCUUGCAUCCAAACACUAUUUCCACAAACACUUCCAUGCUUUCAAAUCUACAGACAAACACACCCCUGCAUCUCAAUGACAAUAGUACAGACAAAUACACAACUGCAUUCAAAUGCCAAUACUACACACAAAUUUUUAUUGUUGUAGGAAAUAAACUACAUUUAUGACAUUAUGUGAAGUUGUUCUUUUUGCCUGCUCUUUCUUGAUUGUGUGCAUGUGUGUGUAUAUAAAUUUGAUGCAUUCGGCCCGGCAUACAUACCUCAAUGUACAGUUUUUUUUUUGUUUGUUUUUUACACACUCUAAACAUUUAGUACUUUGCACACAAAAUUAUCUUGAUAAAUUUCCUACCGUAUAUACGUUUUUCCUUCCUUCCUUUCAUUUUAUAAGACCUAACUAUGGGAUUUAUAAUGAAUUAAACAUGUGAAAUUCUUUGAUAUAGUUAUUAUAAUAAUGACAGAUGAUUUUGAUCUUAUGAUAGUCACAUGAAACCCUUGCUUUGCCUGAAAUUAAACAUUAGUCAGUCAGUAUGAGCAAUAUUACAUGAUAGAAUUCUGAAACAUGAAAUCAGGACAAAACAUCACCUUUGGAAGCUGACACUUCUUAUUUUAAUAAAACAUUUGAGAUUCAAGGUUAUACAAUUAUUAUGCUUGUAAUUAUUAUUCCUUUCUUGUAUUUCCAGGUUCGAUUUGUGAGCAGUACAUGGGUUUUUGGAAAAAUGAUGUGCCAUGUGAGCCGCUUUGUCCAAUAUUGUUCUGUUCAUGUUUCAGUGCUGACUCUCACUGCAAUUGCUUUAGACAGACAUCAGGUGAGUUAUGACUUUGGUUUUAAAAUUCUGACUGGCAACUUCUGAAAUCCAGGCAGCAUGUGUGUCAGCAAAGGUUUCAAGGCAAGGAAGAAUAGCAUUUCAAAAGGAUUUGUUCCUGUCACCACUUAUCUUAAAUUCUGCAGUAUUCUCUACAUUCAAUCCACUACAAAAUGAAAUUACCCAACAUUGAAAGCAAAGCAAUACAAGUGCUUAAAAAUCAAUGCAUAUACCAACUCGUAUUGGUGAAUAUCAAUUUAUUUUGAAUUACAUAAAGUUACUGUUCACUCAUAAGUGUGCAUGGUCUCAUCGGUUUUACACAUCUUGGCAUGUUUUGCGAAUAUGUUGCCAAUCACUGUUUUAAAGCACACCUAUCAUGCCCAACAUUACUCUAUAUGUCACUUCUUAAAGUUUGGAGAUAUGCCAUUGGCAUAUCCAAAACAUCUAACAGUCUGGACCUGCCCCCUCAUCUCUCCCCUAAGCAAUGCACCCAGGUGGGAUGUGUAUGGUUAGCUGAGUGUGAUUGUGAUUAUGGUGUUGAUUGGCUGAGUCUGACAUGUACAUGCAAAGCUGUCUGCCUGUGAUUGUGUGUGGGACUGAGUGAAUGUGAUAGUGUGUGAGAAGUGUGAUGGUGUGUGAGGGCUGGCUGCUUGAGAGAGUAUGUGUGAUAUUUUCUAAGUGUAACUGAGUGUGGAGUUGGCCAAUUGUAAUUGUGUAUGUGGAGCUGUCUGAACUUAAGUGUUACAUGUGCAAUAUUAACAUUAAAACAGUUUUUUACCCCUGUUGUCUAGCAAUGAGUAUGAUCACUGGUUGUCUACAGCUGACCAUAAAACCUGAAUGAUCCAGUGGGGAACUGUGUGGCCUAUACCUUCAGUGGGUGCAGACCACAUUAAAUAAUUUUCCAGGUUGGGGUGCUUACGAAUGGAUUCAGAGCCACGGUAACCAUGCGACAGUGCUCUGACUCAUUCAUUCAGUGCAAUGCCAUCACAAGGUACCGCUUAAAGUGCUCCCUGUGUCAAUCCAUUCACAAACACUCACUGAACACCCCCCACUCACUGAUACACACACACAAGCUCACCGUCAGACAAUUUCACUGACAAAGGCAAGCUCAUUGACAUAGAUAAGCUUGAAGACAGACAGGUUCACUGACACACAAACACAGUAACACACACAAGCUCCCCGGUACUUAUUGAUGCCGGUAGUUUGAUGUUUAUGAGUGCCUGGCAGAGGCCUUGACUCUGUAGUUAGUGUAUCUCUAUGCAUUUUGUUGCGGUUUCCUGGCCUUUUCCUGUAGGUUCUUGAAAGGCUGGAGUGGCACUAUGGGGUGGUUUCUGCUAUGGAACUUGGCCUCACUAAUAUUGGGAAAUGCUAUGAUAUUUUUUGACACCAAGGGAGGGGUGAGAGAACAGGUGAAGAUAAAUCAGCUGCCCAGAGUGUUUUGGUAUUAUAUUUAAGGGUAACUGGCAUGGCCGUUCAGAGGAGCAUCCACACCUGCUCUGUAGUAAUUUAUUUAGUAAAUUGUCAAAUUUGUAAUAUAUAAGAAACUGUUUUGCUGAGGGGAGGGGGACAUUGUGAAUUUUCUACUCUUUGUUAGACAAAACAAAAAUAUUUGGCACCACUUAAUUUAAUGGCAGAAAUUUAAAGAGUAAGAUAUUUGACAUACACAGGGAAUGGGGUGAAGUACAUGAGGCAUAAAAAUAUCUACUAGAUGCAUUUCAUUUCAAAUUGAUGAAAUUCAAUCUGCUUCUAUCUCUGUAAUAAAGCGUCAUAGAGGUUUGCUUGGUAAAUUCUGAAAAUGGAAAAAUUACCAGUUUCAGGUUCUAAAACUAUGAAAUGUAUUUCCUCUUACGAAGACAUAAAUGAAAUAAAUUUAGUGAAUAAAAACACAAAUCUUAUUACUUGGGCAAUAAUAGCUGAUUCAAAAUUCUCUAACUCAAUUUUAGUAAGUGUCACUUUGCAAAAGUGCACCAGCAUACAGUCAAACGUUGAGUUCUAUUACCCAACUUUUCUUAAGAUAUUAAGGCAAUGGAGUUGAAACAUUGAGUGUAUUGUGUUGUACAUACACUUAAAGGAACACUACAAUGUUAAAACAUGAAAAAAAUGUUACUUACCUUUUUCUCUAGCAGUAAGUCCUCUCUAACUGCUGCUCUGCUGCGGAGGGAUUGUCAAUGACAAAAGUCUCCACUUUCUGUUCUGAUGGAAUCGAGCAUAUGCACCAAUCACUAAAUCUAAUGCACUCACUUUUUUUUUUAAUGAUUAUUUAAAUGGAGUGAAUAAGGAAGCACUCUUGCCAUUCAAGUUGAAGUUGAACUUUAGGGGUCUGGAGUGUCCCAUUAAAAUAUUUUUUUAAAGUUCUGUAAGUGCAUCUUUCAUGUUUCUGAAACUAUUUUCAUAUUUAGUUUUUUCUGUGUGCAAUACAAUAUAGGGCUGGCAUGAAAAUGUAUCCAGGACUGCUUUUAUGCAGAUGGAACCAGGUGGCUGCACUCACCUGAACAUGCAUAAAUGGGGUGCUGCUGGGGCCAAUUCAUACAAUACAGAAGAUCCAGUGCACUCACUCACUCACCCACUAAACAGCAACUUCAAAGCUCACAUUUUUUUUAAUUUUUUUUUUUAAACACCUAAUCUAGGAAACAAUAAUCGGGGUUUAGUUACAGUAUAUGAUCAUACAUUGCAUAAGCCUGCCACAAUGUUAAUAUACCCCAUCUUUGGCAGGUCCUACUCUAACAGCUUAAUGCAUGCUCUUACGAGAUUAACCCACUUACUUAAGGAAAUUUUUUUUUGCCUUGAGCCUUUUUAAACAGUAGAUUCCAGCUCUAUUGCUGAGAUAGUGGAGGCAGGGAGCGCAGCUGGUGGACCCCAGCUAAGAAGCCAAACUAUUCUAAAAUGGCACUCCUGGCACCAUAACCAUAGAUACCAUAGGUCUUAAUUUUAGGAGUAUCUGUUGUGAACCCAGUUGGUCAGUGGGCUGCUCAAUUACCCCAUAUUUUAAGAAACAGGGGUUAUCUAGUAACACAAAAAAUCUCUUGUUUAAAAAAGGGGACUACAAAAUAAACAUCUAAUAGCCAAGAAUAAGAUAUCAGUGUUAUACUUUAUAUACUCCUUGUUUGCCUAUUUUAUAAAGAAAUCUAUUGGUGCAGAAAAAUUUACUUCAGGAAAACAUGAACUGAAACUCUGAAUAGAAAAUGAAAACAUAAUUACUAUAAUCAAAUAUGAACAUCGAGUACAAGCAUGCAGCUGUGAGUGUGGGCCCUUGAGGAUAUCAAUCUCAAUAUUUGCAUAGCUAAAAAGUUCUAAAAAUGUUGAAUUGGAUUAUUGCUGGUAAUUAUACCUAUAUUUAUGACAGAUACCUUGCCAUGCCAACUCUUAACAUUGACCUGCUGAUCUGUGGCAGCUCUAUACUUUGCUUGGCCUUAGGCAAAACUCAAACAUGAGGCCCCUACUGGCACCCAUAGAAACAAAAGUAGGGAUUGCAUUGUGUGUGUAUAAGGAGUAAGGUUUUAGAAGUAUGUGGCUGUAGUGUGCCUGCACGUGUGCGUGUGUAUAGAGGCCGUAGUGUUUGUGUAUAUGGGGUACAGUGAGCAUGUAUGUAUAGGGGUGUAGUGUGUGCAUGGGGGUAGAGUGUGUGUAUAGGUGGCAUAGAGGUAGAAUACAGAAAACUGAGGAAUUCCACAGGAAUCUCAAGAUAUGUUACCAGCAAUAAACAGGUAAAUAUAGUUGUACAUUUUCCCAAUAUUAAUAUUAAAUAAUAUGAAUAUAAAGAUCUGGCAAUAAGGCAACAUAUUGACAAAAAACAAAAUAAAAUACUUUUGGGUCAUUUAAAAUGCAGACAUGGAUUUCCAUUAAUAGAUAAUAAUUCCAUUAAUAAAAAAUUGGGGAUGUAGGGCUGAGUGUGACAUGGCUGGGGUGUUAAUAUGACAAGGAGAGUGUGGCAAUAUGAGGGGUGAAGAGUGUGGCAUUGUUGGGGGUUCUGUGUGACAGGAUUAGAGGGGCUAAAGUGUAACAGGAUGAAGGGAGUAAGCGUGGGGCCAAAUAUUUAUAGAGGCUUUGUGUGUGGGUGGAUGACAGUGCUGGGCAAGGUUUGUUUCAUUGUCCAGCCUCCCCAUACUGUAUGCCUUUUUAAUGCAUUCCCCCCCUCCAGGGCAAUAAAGGAUGCAAUAAUCAAUUCCAUUUUGGGCCACUUGCCCUCCUCUCCUGUCUGCAGCUCUAGUGGGUGCAUGGUUGCAGACCAUGAGGUAGUUGUCUCAUCAGCUCUGGCCCUUGAAGUUUCGAGCACUGCCUUGGUAACACAUGGCAGUGCCUGGAUUAGGCAGGGCUUGCAAAACAACUAAUUCAUAGUCUGCAACUAUACACCUGGCUUUGUAGAGUCGAGGGCCUCUGCAAUCUUGUAACACACAGGGCAAUCUAUUGUAUCCUAUAUUUAUUAUUAUUUUUAAUAAGCCUUUCAAAUUAUUCCACAUUAUUGAAUAAACUUUUAAAAUGAUUUAAUAUUAUGAAAAAUAUUUUAGUAUUUUUCAUAUAUUGUUUUUUAUUGUACAUGAUAUAAUUUUUAAUAUUUUAAAGGAAAUUCCAUUAUGUCAUUUGUUAAAAGAAACCUUUAACAUAAGUCAUUUGGAUAUAGGAUAUAAAUCAUUAGAAAUCUCUAAAUUAGAGAAAAUGUAUCUCCUUGAUCCAAACAGUAAAGCAACUAUUUCAUUCUGUUACUCCCAAAUUUCUACUCUUCCCAACACUAAAAUUAAAUUACAUGUUAUCAUGGGAGUCAGAAUUAGGCACUCAAUAUUAUUAAGAUGAUUGGCUCAGUUUUCCCCUAAAUUUAAAAGGUACAACACAAUACACAAAUCAUUUUGAAAACCAUUUUAAACUCAUACAUAGAUGGUAUUUAGAUGCAGCAAAACUACAUAACAUAAACCCAAAUAUACCUGAUAAAUGGAAGAAAAAUUGAGAAAAUAUGGAAAUAUUGGAAAUAUACAUGCAUUAAUUCAAAACAUUAACCCAUCUUUGACUUAUUUUACGUAAGAAUUAGGCUUGUUUAAAAAGUUUCAUCGUUCCAUAAAUAAAAUCGACAAAAUAAUUAUAGGACGUAUUUUAAUUGCUGCCCCGAUACUGGAAAUCUCCCAAAUUACCGUCAAUUAAAGAAAUCCUAAAUCUGACACUAGAGAAUAUAUGAAAAAAAAAAAAAAAAAACUCUCUAAUAAAAUAUAUUUGAAAAAAGAAAUAUUACAAAAAUAUUAAACUGAGACCUUAAUUAUUACCUUUUAAAAUAAUAUGACUAGUUUGUUACAAAAUAUAGGCUGGGAAUAAUUUAAAGAAAAUGUAGCCUGGAUGAAAACCAUUACACUCUGUACACAGAAUGUAAAUAUAAUCUAAAUCACUCUUGCAUGUAAUACCGAAAUUGACCAUAUAACACAUUUUUAAAUCAUUCUUAUAAAUUGGUAAGAUGAGAGAUGAACCAAAUUUUGCACCACCAAGCACAACAAAAAUAAAGAAUUAAAAAAAUAAAAAAGUGCAGAAAACAAAUUGCCUGUAGCUUAUGGCUAACAAUAUACAAUCUAUUGUUUGUCUGCUAAACCAUCAGCCAUGCAGACUAUAUCUGCAUUAAUGUGGUGCCCUGAGCGCUUGACACCCAGUGCUGCCAUUAAGGGGGUUCAGGCAGUACCCUAUUAAGUAGCCUGGUCAAACUCUUGGGCCCUUUAGAGAAAUGCAGUAGAGUUAAAGAAAUAUAACCCUAACCACACAGUAUUGCAGAAUUCAGGUGUGGCCACGUUACCUAGGUGUGUUAAUUGGUCCCUUUCUCCACCUCAUGGGGGUUCUAAAAGAUUCAAAGUGUGCUAAUGGCAGCCUUGGCAAUACCAGCAUUGAAUGUUUUGUGCCACAGAGCCAGAGAGCUCAGUUCUAACCAGGUAGAUUGCAAAGUCAGAGAAAGGAGCACUCUGGAUUCAGACAGCAUAUUUUGACUGAGAACUAAAAAUAGUCACAGUGAGAAGGUCUAUCCUUUCCAGUAUUCAUAUUUGGGCUGGCAGCCAUUUUCACAACAGAAACUAUGUUCAGGCCACUAUUUCACUUCAUUUCCAGCAUCUUGGUAUUACUGCCUGCUACUUCUUUGAACCAGUCAGCCCUUAACCUUUAUGAGUAUUACAAUUUACCACUGAGGUGCCAGGCCAGACAGGCAAAAACCACUAUUGCCAUGUCAUGGACUGAUCAUGUUGCCUGUGAGGACCCCACUAGGAUUACUCUGAGAGUAUGCCUAGACUAGGUCAUUGCCAUGAGGACAAUGCUGCCUGCUCGCUUUACGCAGUGAUGGUAACUGGGGAGCAAACUAAGACUAUGCUCUAAGUCUGGAGCUGUUCCUUUGCAGGAAAUUAGAACCAUGUGCUCCCAUAUUUUGAAAUAGGAGCUCUACGACUUGGUAUGUGCAGAAGCGCUUACCCUUGGACCAUGGGAGCUGGGAUUAACCCUUGGUAAAUACUGUACUUUUUUCACCGAACAAAACUCUACAUUCCCCUCUAUAGCACUGCAGGUGCAAGCAAGCAUCAACUACCUAGUCUGCCUUGAGUGGUAGUGAGCUUGUGUGUUUUUGUGCCAAUAAGUUUGCCUGUAGAGAUCCUGUGUUUGUCUGUCAGAGAGUCUGUGUUUGCGUGCGUAUGUCUGUGUGCUUGUGUAUGUCUGUGACAAUUUGUGUGUCAGAAUACUUUGAAAUAUACAUGCAUAUUCUGUCCAUAUAUAGGUCUCUAUGCAUCUAUCAUCUAUUUAUCUUAUAUACACAGCAUUGCAAUUUAAUAACCUUCCAGUGCCACUCCCUUUUGAUCCGCCCCUGGUUGUACAUGUAAAGUUUUCUGCAGUUGUAAUUUAACAAGUCAUAGAAAUAUUUGCUCUAAGCAUAACUUAUGUGUUAAAGGGACACUAUAGUCACCCAGACCACUUCAGCUCAAUAAAGUGGUCUGGGUGCCAGGUCCCUCAGGUUUUAACCCUUCAGAUGCAAACAUAGCAGUUUCAGAGAAACUGGUAUGUUUACAUUUGGGGUUAAUCCACCCUCUAGUGGCUGUCUUCCGGACAGCCACUAGAGGCGCAUCUGCGACGCUGGAGGCAUAUUUCGCCUCCAUCACCCAGCGCGUCCUUAGGAUUAAGGUAAGCUGCUGAAGGGGCACCCUCAGGGCACUAUAGUGUCAGGAAAACUGCUUUGUUUUCCUGACACAAUAGUGAUCCUUUAAGUAGCUAUCAGCACACCUCAAUAGUCUUUUAGCACUUCAAAUGUAUCAGGAAUCCAUUUAGGAAAGCCACAGAUUCACUACACACUUCAAGUGUUUUUUUUCAGGCAAGUAACGAAAUAAUAAAUAUUUACACAAGUCUAAUAAACAAUAACUACUGCCCAUGGUUUCAUAAAACUGUUAUACAAGGCCUAUUUGUGCGAUGGUCUCCUCCAUGCAUAAUAACUGCUAUGGACUCCAAAUAAUGUUUACAUUAAAUAUAUUAUAACUCAGUUAAAGCAAUGUUGUAUUAUGUUGAUAUUACUGUUUGAAUUAAUUUAUCAAAAUGAGGAUUUUGAAUGACUGAUUCAUUUUAUGCACAUUUUCUCAUCAUUGUUUUAUCUGUGAUAAGAACAACUCCGUGGGGAGUUAUCUAUAUAAUUGAUACAAGGCAUGCUGUCACGUCAUUUUAAAACACAAGUUAAUUGAUACAAUUAGAAAUCUGUUUAAAAUAAAAAAAAUUUGGUUCAAUGUGUAUUAUAUACUGUAUAUUGAAAUGAUAAUUUGACACGUUACGUGUCAAACUACACAUGGAUUGAAAGAGAGGAGUUUGAGACAUCUAUGGGAAAUUCGGGAAUGGAAAAGGUGUAGCACAACAAUUUUCAGUAUAACAGGAACAAAGAUUUGAUUUCUCCUGACAUAGAAAAUGUGUCUGUAAGAUUUGCUGUAAAUUCGUAAUUUUGAAAAGAAAAGAAAAAAAACAGUUACUUUAAUAAAAUGUGCAUGCAGAUAUAAGCAUAUAACAGUUUAGUGACCUUAAAGGGACACUGUAGGUACUUAAACAACUUUAUUUUAUUGAAGUUGUCAUAGUACCUACAGUCCACCCAAAACCCUAUCGUACACUAAUUAGAGGGCUUGGAAGAAUGGCUUCAAGGAGCAUUAGGGCCAUAGCGUUAAGAAUACAGAGAUGUAUUCCUAAUGCUACAGUGUUCUACCUAUCUCAAGAAAUUACUCCAUUGAAUAAAGCAUAACUUCUGAUAACCUUUGUCAUAUGAUGCUCUUUUCCGUUAGUAUUAAAGCAAAUGACAUGACAGUCCAGUUCAACCCAGGUAUAACCAAGGCACACGUUGCAAAUGAGGAUGAGAAAUAGAAACAUUGUUUGAUUUUGCCUUUUCUCUGUAGGUUUAUCUAUGGUAAAUACCAGGUGCAAAGGGUACCUCUUAUAAUGAUGACUGACAGGGAGUUAAGAUAAAGAUGACCAAUUGCAGGAUGAAGACAAAAUCUGGUAAAAAUGAUCGAUCCAACCGCAAUGGCAAUUCUCAUGCUAAACACAAUCAGAAUUUGGCCAGACUAAAUGAAUUUGCAGCAAUCGCCCAGAUGCAUUUGAUGAACUGUUUACAAAGUAUGGGAUUUGUAAGAGUCACAAAACGAAUGCAUAUGUUAGUAUACAUAGUCACAAAUUAUACUUCACUUGCUAGUCUGUGCGCAGAGAGCAAAAAAAAAAAAACAUGUGCAAGUGUUAAUUCUGUGCUUGCUAGCGAUGUACCACAUUAAAAAAAGUUUUAAACAUAUAUAAAUAUAUAAAACGUUUUGACCCUAUUUGCAAUGCGGCAAGUGGAAGCAUAUUUACUAAAUGUUUGAAACUAGUUACUGGGCAAUGAUUAUACUCCAGAUGCUAUAAAUGCCCCAUCCCACAGGAUGGGCAUGUUAAAUACAAGGAGGACAUAGUCUCCUCACGUGUCCCCACCCAUGGACAUCUGGUGGGUGACUGUAAAAUAAAUAAUGGUGGUCGACAUUCUAUUGUCUAUACCCCAAUUGUCUCGACACUUUCAUGUCUUACUAGCCAACCAAUUAUUAGUUUUAUUGUGCCUCCCCUCAAUGUAACGAGGGUGAGUAGAUAUGGUUAUUUAAAUUUAAAAGCUUGAACUUGCUAGUUUUGGUUCUUGAUUCUGGAAGCUUAAUUUGCCAUUAUGGACAAGAAGUCUUUUGUCCAUCAGUCAUAUGGGCAUGAUGUUUGGUGGUUAGGGGACAGUCAUUAAAAAUUGAUUUUCUUUGCAGAUCAAGUGACCAACAACCAAUAGAAGGAAAGAAUAAGGAACUGUAAAAUAAUCUACACUUCCAAGCAGGAUUAUUUCCAGACAAUGUAAAUGCAGCAACUGAGGGAGACAGGCCAGCUGAUACUGUGUGUUUUACCCUUUUUGUGCCUGUGUGGAGAUAGCCUGAGUCUGUGAUUCUAGCAUGAGACUAGGUUUAGGUUUCUGCAGUAUUUAGCUAGCUAGCAACUGCCAGUGACACUUGAAGCAACUUUGAGCAGGAGAUAGUAGAUUGACAUUUUGUAAUUUGAUCCUAGUGUGAAAGACUAGUUUGCAUCUAUACCAUUGUUAAUUUUUUUGCAUGAGACAAGUGGGCUUAUUCAUUAAACACUGGAUUUUGUCAGAAUCUGCAGCAAUCGCCCAGAUGCAUUCAGUGUCCUGAUUAAAACUGGUGAUUUUGCAUGUGAAUCCUAUCCAAAGUAUACGAUUCCAAUGUUUCAAGAAGCACAGAUUUUAAACUGAAUAGGGACAAAAUGAAUGCAGCAGGAUCCACAUUUCGAAACUAUUGUUCACUUUCUUUUUUGCAAGUGAAUGAUAAUUUCUACUAACUGUCUAAAACUAGAGACUGGGCAGAUGUUGCCACGGGGAAGGAUCCUGUUAAAAAACAGAGUGGUGGAGAUAGUUGCCCAUGCCCCACCCGAUGCCUACUUGAAAAUAAAUAAUAGGGGAUGUACAAAUCACUAAGGCCUAUCAAGUGGGGGCUAUUUAUUAAAAGAAAAGUGAGGUACAUCCUUCUGAUAUUCAAGGGGUACCUUGGAUAUUCCUUUUUGACCCAUAUAACAUGCGCUUGUGAUAAAUUGGAGAAAUGUAAUCAAGAUUAAAGACCUCCACCCAUGGGAGCGGCGGGUGGGUGCUCUAUGAAAAUGAAACCAAGGGGGAUUGGCAUACCACUAUCUACCCUCACAAUUAUUGGCACCUUCAAACCUUCCCUUGGAUGACUAGGAGUCCCUAAUCCCCUAGCCACCAACCUACUCAUCCUCACCCUAAUAAUAGUAAAGGGGCAGGGACAAGAAAACUAAUAACUGUAAAAUUAAAAAUUAUGCUUACCAUCAGAAGUUGUCUUUCUUUAGCCCCAGAAAAUGCCACAUCAAAAGCUGUUCUACGUGAUGCAAAUAAUGAAAAUUAAAAAAAAACAACUGAUUUGCAAACAAAAACCAACUAAGUAUUAAACAUGUAAACCACCUGUGUUUUCUAGUAUUUGCAGCUUUUGUAAUGACCCCCCUCUUUUGCAAAUUGCUGUAGUUAAAACCAAUUUCCAAUCUUUUCUAUGGAUCAGCAAAGGAUUUAUUUUUUUGUAUGUGCACAUAAUUUUCUUUGCAUGAUGGUGAAGUUAAGAGGUUUAUAUGUCUCGAUAAGUUAUGCACUAUUGGACAUAUUCUUUUUAUUUUAAGAUUGUCCAUUCUUGCAAUGCAUUAAUUAUUUUGGUGGAUGACAUCAGUAUUGGAAUAUUGGCUGCAUGCUGCUAAACACCAAUAAUAACUUUUGAUAAAUUAUAAAUUAAUGUUUAUUAAUUGUUUUCUUUUAAGUGCAUUGCUGUAUAUUACUUUGAAGUAUAUCAUUUGUCUAACUCUAAUUUUAAACUGUUCUGUUUUGUUUUUAGUUUUAGAGAGAGCACUAGCAGUUAUACUUAACAGUUAUACUUAACUCUUUUCAAACUGAAACAAAUUGAUUGUGGUUUGAUGGACAAAAACAUGUUUAUUUCUUUUUCAGGUAAUCAUGCACCCACUAAAGCCAAGGAUGUCUGCGGUAAAAGGCAUUAUCUGCAUUGUAGUCAUCUGGUUCAUGGCAAGUGGAUUCUCUUUGCCACAUGCUAUUUAUCAGAAGCUAGAACAGUUUUACAUUGGGUAAGUAAUCAAAGCUCAAAUGACUUUCUAACAGGGAUAUUCACUACAACAAGAAUUAUAAAAGUUAACUGAACUUUAAAAAUUGUCCAAGCCAAUUAUAUUUUAAGUUUUGCCAUUCUGGCCUUUACUUUUUAAUUGACUUUGAAUUAAGUUUGAAUUCCCACUAUUUUUUAUCUAGUGAAUUAACUUGUAUAACUCAUUGCAUGUAUACACAAAUAUAUCUAUUCAUAAUAGAGAGUUAAACUGGGUAAAUCAUCACAAACCAACUUAAAGUGGCACAAAAGCCAAAAAUAAGCACAUAGAGUCCACUGGUACAACCCAAAUAUUUUAAUUAAAGGACCACUAUAGUGCCAGGAAAACAAACUAAUUUCCUGGCACUAUAGUGCCCUGAGGGUGCCCCCACCCUCAGGGUCCCACUUCUGCCAGGCUGAAGGGGGAGGAAGGGGCUUAAAAUCUUACCUUUCUCCAAAGCUGGGCUACCUCAGUGCUGGGGACUCUCCUCCCUCUUCUGAUGUCAUAGGCUGAAUGCGCAUGUGCAACAAGAGCCGCACGCACAUUCAGCCAGUUCAUAGGAAAGCAUUCUCAAUGCUUUCCUAUGGACGCUGGCGUCUUCUCACUGUGAAAAUCACAGUGGGAAGCGCCUCUAGCGGCUGUCAAUGAGACAGCCACUAGAGGCUGGAUUAACCUUAAAGUAAACAUAACCGUUUCUCUGAAACCUCUGAAACCUUGCACCCAGACCACUUCAUUGAGCUGGGUGGUCUGGGUGCCUAUAGUGGUCCUUUAAGAGCAAGAUUUAAAAUGUAUCUGGAGAUAAUUCCUUUUUGACCCAUGUGACAUGUGCUUGACUUAAAUUGGACAAAUGCAAUAACAAUGUAUGUUCAGAACCCAAUAUGGUUAAAUGUUUUACCCAUUGGUUAAAUCAGUAAGUAGGCAGCAUAGGAGAUGUCAUGAGGAUAAUGGAUUUGAAGAAGUAAGCUUGGAGGUAUGUGUCAUAGUAUAAGCAAGAAUGAUGAUGGAUUUGUUCUAAGCAAACAUUAAUGGAUAUUUUCUCAAGGUAUUUGACUGACCUCUGUUAAGAGGUCAGACCUUUCAUUAUGUCUACAAUUUAAAGUUAACUAUUUUGUAAUCAGAAAUAGAAGAUUUUUCAGUUUGAUUAAAGGGAUACUAGAGGCACCAAAACACCUUUAGCAAUCAAAAGAUGGAGACAAUUAAAUGUAUGUGCUUGCAAUCCAGGGAAUAAGGAUCCUGAUGAAAGUCCCUGAUUGGGACUGAAACGUUGAUAAUUUUAAUGGAUUUACAAUAAAGAUUGAAGAUUUUUAAACUAUUUAAAGACCAUGAGUGCUGGUCUCUGCCCUGCAUGUAUAAUAUAUAUAUAAAUAUAAAUAACGUCAUACUAAGUGUAUUUAUUAUUAAUAUAUACAUAUAUAUUAUAAAAAAUAAAUAAUUAGUUAAAAAUAAAUAAAACAACUGUAAAAAUAAUUAUAUUUCUAAAAAUAAAUUAUAUAUAUCAUUUUAUUCUAACUGUAUUUUGAGAUAGAUGAAAAUAUAUAUAUAUAUAUAUAUAUAUAUAUAUAUACCCUUAAUGACUGUGGACACACUAGGUACGUAUAGGAGCCCAGUCCCCCUGUAGCAGGUCCAGCAACCCUUGCCCUCCAGGGCAAUAUGAUCACAUCACCGCAAUAGGAGUCUAGGAGAUGCCAGCAGGGGGGACUGUCUGAGCUGUCAAACAAUCCCCUAGGCUGCUAAAAAGUUAAAAAUAAAUCAAAUUAAAAAAAGCAUUUUAUAAUAUAUUAUACAUAUAUUACACAUAUAUCUCAAUAUACACUUAUAUAAUAUAUUAUAAAAUGCUUUAAUUAUAAUAUAUUAUAUAUAUAUAGGAAAUAAAAGUGUGUGUAUAUAUAUAUAUAUAUAUAUAUAUAUAUAUUAUAUAAAAAAUGUCCCAAAUAGGAUAAUAAUGGAAUGUACACCCUCCAAAUAAUGUUUUUUAGCCCCCAGAGAACCCGAUACCCCUAUACAUGGGGGUACCACUGAACUCCGGAGAUGUUGCUGAACACAUAUUGGGGUGUUCUUUGGCAGUAACCCUUAAAGUUCUCCGUACAUGUAUUCUUAAAUUGCUAUGUGUGCCAAAAAAAAUCACUAAUUAUUCUUUUUUUUUUUAUUUGGCAUAGAUUGGUGGUAAAAUGGUUGCAUGAAAAGAGUCAAAAUACCCCAAGUUUAAUACCUUAGGUUGUCUUCUUUUAAAAAAUAUAUAUACAUGCAAAGGGUUAUUCAGGGAUUCCUGACAGAUAUAAGUGUUACAACGUAACUUUUGAAAAUGUAAAAAAAAAAAAUGGUUUGGAAAUAGCAAAGCGCUACUUGUACUUAUUGCCCUAUAACUUGCAAAAAACAAACAAAACUAAGAACAUGUUAACAUAGGCAUUUCUAAACUCAGGACAAAAUUUAGAAACUAUUUAGCACAGGUAUUUUUUGGUGGUUGUAAAUGCGUAACAGAUUUUGGAGGUCAAAUUUAGAAUGUGUGUACAUUUUUUCUUCAGAUUUUAUAAAAACAAUAAACCAAAACUGCUUCAUUAAGCUAAAGUUGUUUUGAUGCCCUUUAAGCAUCCAGUCAGUGAUGGUCAAAAUUAUACAGUGGAUGGUGCUGGAAUAUGUGUUUUUUUUUUUUUUUUGCUUGUUUCUUUCAUAAAGCUAAACAUAUGUGUCCUCAACUUUUUCAAUCUAACUUCCAUUUAUACAGUAUAUAUUCGCUCUAAAUUUAGGCUCUGGGUUCCUUUCUUUAUCUCAGUAUAGAGUCACCUCUAUUUUCCUACUUUCUUGAAAAUAUUUCUAAAAGAAAACAUUAUUGAUAAACUAAAAUCUUUUUAAUAGUGGUGAUAAUGGGAGCAAGUGUAAAUAGUAAAGUCUAUAAGUUUAGAUUUACAGGUUAUGUGUCAGAUACGUGUCAAACCUCAAAGAGGAGAAUAUGUAAGUGUUAAUGUUAAUUUGAGAUUUAACUGGAGGAAGAAGACCAUGAACUGAAAUCUCGGUAUCAUCUGCUUAUAGUUUGUAUUAGAAAUAGUGUAGAUUGGAUUAUCCAAUAGAUAAGAUGCCAAAAUACCAGAGUAUUGCAGUAAGCAAUGAUACCUUUUUUACUGGACUAACAUAAUAUUUCAAAGACAAGCUUUUGGGAGUUUUCCUCUUUUCUUUAGGUCUGAAGCAAUACUGAUCAAUCUGAUAGAGUUAAACAGCUAAAACAACUGAUGUUAGAGAAGGGGAGGGAGGGAGUGGGAUGUCAUAAAUAGCAGAAGAUGUGCCUGGAAGUAAAAGGUUCAGGAUGGCGGAGAAUAGCCAGAAAAUGUAAAUAAGCAGAGAAGAGUCAAUAAGCCAGUUAUAAAAAAGCGAAAAACAAAAAAAUAGAGCAGGGCAUGCAAGUAUAUAGCUGCAUAUAUAUAUGUAUAUAAAUUGAUCCAAUAAAGGGGAGAUGAGAAUAUUGAAAAAUAACUAUAUAAGACAUUAAGAUGCGUGUUUAGAAACCGUUUUGGUAGUGUGUGAGAAACCCAGAGUCUACAUAAAGUCCUUCAUUUCUGGUGUUGAAAUGAUUAUUUUCAUCUCAGAUGUCUUUCGUUCAUGAGAGUCUUUAAAAUUCCAUUUAAGAACUUUAAUCCUGAGGUUUUGGAUGGAGUGACCAGUCUGGGUGAAGUGAUGACCAACAGGGGUACAAUAUCUGUUUUCCUUGUGGUUCUUGAUUGAGUGUCUUUGUAGAUUCAUUCUGAGAUGCAGCUUAAGGCCAGUUUCUCCAAUGUAGCAACCUUUGUCACACACUGUACACUGUAUCAUGUACACCACAUUCACAGGUGUGCACGAAUAUGAUCCCUUAAUGUUGUAUGAUUUUUUAUUGUGUCUGGCUGUGUUAUUUCGACAUAUAUGUUGACACAGUUUGCAGAGUGAUUUGUUGCAUCAUACAGUCUUUUUGGUAUUUUGACAUCUUGUAUUAGAAAUAGAAAGAAGUUAAAGGGUUGCUUUUAGAAUUAGUAUACAUAUAGAGAUAGUAUAGUACAGGCCAAGACCUGAUGACCAAAAGAAACUCAUGGGUCUAUUCACUAUCACAAUCCAGUGAAAAUGACCGAAUUCCGACCGCAUUGGCAAUUCACAUAUCUACUAAUGCCAAAUGUGGUUGGAAUUCAGUCUGCUCAAGCGAAUCUACACAGUUGCCAGAAUACAUUCAGUGUCUUAAUUAAAAUUGAUGCUUUUGUAUCUGAAUCCUAUACAAAAGUAUAAGAUUCACAAUCACUUAUUGUAAUAAAAUUCGUAACCAAACUCAUCUUUGCAAAAUUUCAUCCAUUCGCUUUCAUGAAAGUCAUGAUAAUUUUAAGUACAAUUUAGCCAGUGAUAGUGCUAGAAGGCACAUUGGUUAAUUAUGUGGCAGAUGGCCAGCGGUUGCCACAGGUGGGGGGGGGACUAGGACUCCUCUGUUAUUUUACAAGCACCAAGGUUAGUUUGGGCAAAGUCCGCAUAGGGCAAAGAAGAGAGUUCAAGGUGUUGAGAUGUGUGCAAUCAUGGUAGUAUGAACUAAUGUGAGAGGAAAAGUGUGAUUUUUAAGCAAGGACAGCGCUGUAUAAAUGCAAAUAUGAAUUUAUAAAGGAGAAAGCCGACAAGGUAAGAGUACCUCCAGUAGCGUUCAGCUGAUCGGGAGCAUCUCUGUAGGUAGUGGGUAGACUUAGUGUGCCAUUGUUGGAGGCGUAUUUUCCUAGAGGUGCAAGUUUGAUGCUUGAAGUGCAUGCCAGAGGGGAGCAGGAGAUUGGAGAACAUGCAUCAAAAAAAAUAAGAUCAAUGGUAUUGCGAGCUAUAUGCGUGGGAGAACUGACCCACUGUGAUAGACCAGGGAGGAGGUAAUUGAAAUACGGUUUGAGGCUUCUGAGGUCAAGAGUGGGUUAAUUAGAAUGUUGAAUUAGGGAUGGAAUAUUACUUGAAAGGAAGUAGGGAAGCCAGGUGGGAAAAUGGAAAGAGAAGAGGGGAACCAAGUGGGUGAUAAAUACAAUGAGUGUGGUUGGAUAUGUUUUUUUGUUUUUUUUAAGGGGAGGAGUUAGUGAUAUAGCCACAGCUACCUGGAGGUGACAAACAUAUUCUUGCACCCAGGCAUCAGUGACCCUAGGAUCAGACAUGACUACUAUUAAACAUAACUGGGAUCAUGGCAGAACAAAAGGUAGGAGGAACUGCAGUGCCACUAGCAGUGGUAGUAGCAGCACUGGUAAUAGAGCUGGCGGUCUUGGCUUGGCUAAGAAAACAGCAUACAUGUACAUGAAAGUGGCUGCUUGUGAGCCUCACUCUCAGUCCCAAUCCUGCUGCUAUACUUUGUGCCAAACUUUGUUUGUUUGGCACCUUCCAUUUCCCUUUCUUCAUGGACAAAUAAAGAGAGGAUAAAAGUAGAAGAAGCUGGGUGCAGAACUUAUUUUUACUCUUUGAGCUAUAACAAGCCUUUGUAGUAGUACCCUUAGAAGGCCCUGCUGGUUUCCCACUAUAACUGAUGCUUGGGCCUAGCUAAUGAUGCACUAUUGUAUAGAAGCAGAGAGUGAGAAAUAGUACUGGUAACAUAGUAGCACUACUGGUGAUGGAGAUAGUGGUGGUGGUGGCUGGAACAUGACCCUCACUUAGGAAUAUGAGGAUUUAUUUCUAAUAAAAUCGAAAAUGUAUAAAAAAAAAACAAAAAAAAAAACAGUUGUGAACGUGUAAUCAACAAAACCAAUCAAAAACAACAAAAUUAAAGUGUUAAAGGUUUUGGGGCUUGUAUUUUAGUGUUGACUUUAAAUUUGAUGUUGCAGUUUGGUAGUUUUAGUUUAACUGUAUUGCAAUUUGCAAUACCUUCUUUUAUACUAGCUAGCUAAGGUAAGGCUAUUCUACCUAAAUGGGGCUUCAAUUUCCUUUGAAUUAGCAUAGGAAAUAAUUCCAAACUGUUGCAAAAAACUUUUCAAAAGAUUUCUCUACAAAAAUUGCCAAAGGCGUUAAUGGUGACUUCUGCAGAGUUAUCAUUUGAAAUGUUUUGUUCAAACAGACUGGAAUAUUUUCUCAUGCUGAUCCAAACAAAUGAAUUCAUGGCACAGGUCUUGCAGAAUUAUUUAGAAAGAAAAGAAUAAAAAUGGAGAAAAGGAAGCAACCCAACUGCAAUAGACUCUGCUCUAUAUACAAUGAAAGUUUCCCUUGCAUCACUUGUAAUUUGAAACUGUGUUGACAACACUAUAAGUCUCUAGCUAACUUAGCCCCAAAAAUUGAGGCAGAAGAUUAUAUGACUUUAUAACAAAAAGUGCAGCACAGUCUAACAAGUGUAUCCUGCACAUAGAGAAGCAGAAAUUCUGGCUAUGAAAAAGUAUUCAAAAUUUAAAUGACUAAUAACUAAAAAUUGGUUUUGUGGAAUACCGUUUAAAUGUGAGGAAGGCUGAACUUGAUGGACACGUCUCUUUUUGGCCUAUGUAGCUAUUAAAAAUUAACCUAGUGCUAGUAUAAAUCUAAACUUUGAGGUCUUACAGUCACACAGUCAGAGUCUGGGCAAACUAAUAUAUAAAUUAAUUUAUAGAUAUCGCUAGUUGCUGUACUGAAAAUAUCAAGUUAAAACUAACCAAUUUACAAAAUUAAUUUCAAAACAAUAGUUCACUUCACUGCUAAUUGUGAAGAAAAGAAAAUAUCACUAGCACAGUCAGUUAAUUCACUGCCAGUACAACUAAAAAACUAAAAUUAAAUUAACUCACUGAUUUUGUGCAAUGCAGAAAGGAAACUGGAGUACAACUAAAAUUCUUUACAUGCUAUAAUUUUGAAAUUAUACAUUCUAAUACAUAGUUACAUAGCUAAAAAGAGAGACUUGCGUCCAUCAAGUUCAGCCUUCCUCACAUAUGUUUUUGCUGUUGAUCCAAAAGAAGGCAAAAUACCCUCGUCUGACGUGCAUCCAAUUUUGUAACAAACUAGGAAAAAAUUCCUUCUUGACCCCAAAAUGGCAGACCGAUAUCUCCUUGGAUCAAGCAGCUAUUACCCCACUAAUUAGAAAUUAUAUCUCUGUAUGUUUUUGCAAGUAUUUAUCCAAUUGCUGUUUAAAAAUCUGUAUAAACUCUGAUAAAACCACCUCUUCAGCAGAGAAUUCCACACUAUUAUAGUUCUUACAGUAAAAGAAACGCCUUUUCUUUGCCUUAGGUUGAAUCUCCUAUACAUAGGACCUUGUGUCCUAUGUAUAGCCCUGUUUAUGAAUAGAUUUGCAGAUAAUGUUUUGUACUGCCCCCGAAUAUAUUUGUAUAAUGUUAUCAUAUCCCCGUUUUUCCAAACUAAAGAGAUUUAAAUUUUUUAACCUUUCUUCGUAACAAAAAUGCUCCAUUCCUUUUAUCAAUUUUGUAGCUCAUCUCUGCACUUUUUCUAGUACUGUGAUAGCCUCCUUUAGAACAGGUGCCCUAAAUGGCACAGCAUAUUCAAUAAAAUUGAAGAUAUUUAUCUAACCCUGCUAUAUAUUUAUAUAAUCUUUCUCACAAUCAUUUGAUGGAACUAGGGAUUCAGCUUAAACCUUUGGCCAAGCUCCUUAUACAUUAUGCCACGGGAAUUUCCAAACAAAAUCAGCACACUCCCCCCUUCCUUCUCCCCUUUAUGUAAUGCAAGCAAGAAGGGCAUCAUCAGAACGAAUCACAUGGGAGAAUUGUUUCCAUUGCACAAUUCAUUCUUCAAUUCAUUUGAACAUUUGGCAAUCCUUCAGUUUGUUACCAACACAAACCACCAAAUCUGGCAGAUUUUGUAAGUAUUGUGGUUUGUCCAAAUACAAAUGCACAAGUCUAGUUUAGUUCCUAAUGAUUUUUAUCUGAUUGCCUGCUAAUAUGUGAAUUCGUUGUUCAAAGUUAACAUUGUGAGUUCAAUUUCUAUGAUGAGUUCAUAACAUCUUGUCUUUUGUCCUCUCUUCCCCAGGAACACCGUGCGCAUGGUCUGCCUCCCCAGUUUCCCCUAUCCUGCUGAUCUCUUCUGGAAGUAUCUGGACUUAGCAACCUUUGUACUCUUGUAUGUGUUGCCACUAAUUGUUAUUUCAAUUACCUGUACCAUGGUGGCAAAGAAGCUCUGGCUAAGAAAUGCCAUUGGGGAUAUUACCAUGGAGCAAUAUUAUGCCCACAGGCGUAAGAAAAAGAUGACUCUCAAGAUGUUGAUGCUAGUGGUUGUGAUUUUUGCAGUUUGCUGGUUCCCUUUAAAUUGUUAUUUGGUACUUAUGUCAAGUAAAGUCAUCAACAGCAACAAUGCCCUGUACUUUGCUUUCCACUGGUUUGCCAUGAGCAGCACCUGCUAUAAUCCAUUUAUCUACUGUUGGCUGAAUGAAAGUUUUCGCUCAGAGCUCAAAGCCCUGCUGUGUGUUUGCAGGAGGAGAAGCCCAGCACAGACUCAUGCUCUACAAUCUAUCUCGCCUGCAUUCCGACAUGCCUGGACUAAACAAUGUAGCUAUAAGAAAGGUAAUCGCUCACAAACUGCUGGAUCUGCAGCUAAUGCUAACUCAGGGAGGACUGAUAUUUGCAGUGUAGAGCCAAUUGUUACAGUGAGCUGAAGGUGUGCAAGUGCUGACAGGGUAACUAUUUUUAUAUAAGUGAAAGGACAUUUAGUGCUGGUUCACCUCCAUCAAAAAAGUUAAAAUAACAAGACUUACAAUAAAAUUGUUCAUUAUAACUAAAGUGUUUACAUUGUUUACAGUAGAAAGGGCAUCCUUCGAAGGAUCUGUUUGGAGCAGUUAUUUCCUUAAUUUUCUAUUGUAAUCUAUCUACUAUUGUAAAGGGCUGUGCACAAAUGGGGCUAUAAUAAUAAAAAUUCCAAAAUACAAAGUUGUUAGAGCAUGCACAAAUUUUAAUCACAAAUUCACUUUGCAGGAAUAUGUUUGUCAAUCUAAUUUCUAAUGUUUAUCUUUGUAUUUGGUUCUGAAUGACACGCAUGCCUGCAUUCAGUAAUUGAAUGCUUGUCCAAACAUUUAGUUAAAAGAUUAUAUAUUAGUAAACUGGCUUUAAUGUGAGGGUGAAAUUUGUAUGUAAUAAAAGCAGGUGUGAUGAUUUCUUUAUUAAAACAAGAAGAAACAAUAUUUUUGGUACCUUGUUCGUCCCAUUCAAUUUUAUCUUCUGUGAAGCUUGCCACCUAACUAAAUUAAGUAUACAUCAUGAGAUAACAGAGACAUAGUGCUAUUAUCUGUUCCCAAUGAAUAUUUUUGGAUACUUUUUUACUCUCUCUCCACAAAUUUUUUUUUUUUUUUUAAAUGUCUCUUGUUGACAUUAUUGGGCUCCUGAUGUCCUUCAUCAGAUGUCAUUCUGAGCAUGCCAACAUAGAUUGUCUCAGAAAUUCCUCAGUGAACAGUGUUCUAAUUUUUUUAGCAGAGUUUCAUUUUUGGGAAUUUACAAGGGUACAACAACCCUAUGCAUGAGAAAAUUCAAACAUCAUGAGUCAUCCCGAGAGACUUUGCAUCGAUCUUACAGUUUUAAGAUUCCUUUAAGAUUUUUUUAGAUUAUCUUUGGGAACAAAUCUGGUAUAGGAGGGACUAGAUUAAGGCCGAUUAGAAUCUUUUUCUUCCAAGUUUAAAAAUAUGGAUGCCGAAAGGGUGUUAUAUGGAUGCCGAAAGGGUGUUAUAUGGAUGCCUUCAAAUUAACAUUGAGUACUUCUGCAAACAAGCACCAUAGAUGUGCCAUUGAUAAAAAUGGUAUCAGAUUCUCUAUAUAGAAGGUAAAAGGUUUGCUAUGAAGUUGAUAGUAAAGUUUGGUGCUAAGCAUUUGAACAGAUUUACCUCUUAAAAUAUUUUAUAAGUAAAAAAAUAAUGGAAAACCUUUAUACACGCACAUUUACUAGUAUUACUAGACUUUUGCAAUUUUUUGAAACACCACUGACCUGUGAGUCUUCACAUGAACAGAUAUGUAUAUUGCAUCACAAUCCCACUUACCCUAAAUCAAAAUUCCAGUAUGGGAAUUCACGUAGAAGUAAGGGCAAUUACAACAAACAUAGUAAUUGACAAUUGAUUUAAAAUAUAGUUCUUUUGUUCUGUAUCUUGCUUUCAAAAAGGAACUAAGUAUAAACCAAAAGCAAGAAAAUAGAAACAAAUCAAUGGAAAUUGUGAAUUUAUCUUACAUUAAUCUCUCCACAAUGCACCUUCAGGUUCUAUCAAAAGGUCUAAUCUUUGUGACAAAAAUCACAUUUUGCUAAGUUCUCCCGGACAAAAGAUGUAAAUUUGUAUGUAUGUAUAAACAAAUAAACACAUAACAGAUAAGAAAUAUAGUGAACCAUGAUUACAGGUGCAUUCUGCAUUAAGGUAUGUUGCCAUAGAUCUCUCAAAGGAUUUCAGAUUGAAUGAAGAUUUGACUGUGCCCAUGAGAUCAUUCCAAAAUUGCAGUGCUCUGUAUGAAAAGGAGGAUUGAGUCACUUUGUUUUUGUAUUGCACUAUGCUACAUAAAGUGUUGGUACUGGAUUGGAGGCUAUAGGAGGUGGGAAGAGCAUUCUAUGCAGGUAGGGUGGGAGCUUCCCAAAAAAAGCUUUUAAACACAGGGCUAGAAAGAUGAAGGGUGUGCCGGGAUUCCAGCAAUAGCCAGUUUAGCUUUUUAACAUGUCACAAUGGUGGGUCAUGUAAUUACAUUGUAAUACAAAGUGACAAAAUGAGUUAUAAAACUUAUUAGGUUUAUGAAGGUGGGUUUGCAGCGCAGGUGCAUACACUACAUCACCAUAAUCAAAGACUGGCAUUAGCAUUUGUUGCACUGUUUCCUUACUAUAUGGUUUUGGCAGGACUUGUCUCUGUAUAGGGAACCUAGUUUUGGAUAAAGUAUUUCUAUAUGAAGGCCAAAUGAUAAAUUGGCAUUUAACAACAUAACUAGAUAUUUGAAAGAACAGACAGUGGUCAGUGUGCUAUUUGAAUUUGUUCUGAUAAAUAGUUGGGAAUUUUGUCAUUUUAUGUAAUUUAGGUACGGUUCCAAAGAUCGUUGUGAAAGUUUUGUCAUUGUUUAGGAAGAGUUCGUUAUCUGCAAUCCACUUUUCUACCUCUGUGAACUGGUCUUGGAGCACAGCCUUAAGCUGCAGUAGAUUGGGUUUACUAGCGUAGAUUAUGGUGUCGUCUGGAUACAUAUGUAAAGUUGAGGCUUUGCAGAUGUUAGGCAGAUAAUUUAAAAAUAAAUGUGAAUAGAAGGGGGCCAAGUAUGGAGCCUUGGGGAACACCACACGUGACCAGGAGAGGGAGGUGCAAUCAGAAGUUGUCACAUACUGCAAAUGAUCUGAUACAUACGAUCGAAUCCAGGUUACAGGAUGAUCAACAGUACCUGAGUUUUUAUGUUUUUUUGAAAGAAUGCCAUGAUCCUCCAUGUCAAAGGCCUUGGCAAAAUCAAGGAAAAUAGCUACAGUUAAGUCUCAUUGUUCUAUGCCAAUUUGAAUGUUAUUGGAAUCCUUUAAGAGGGCAGUUGCGUGAUUUGGACGAAACCCCGAUUGAUCAGGGGUCAGAUAGUUUGAUUGUUGAUAAUACUCAUAGUUUUUGAUUUUUUUACACUACAGGGAGCAAUGAUAUCAGAUGAUAGUUAGAAAUCAAAGUAUUGUCAUCACUUUUAUACAUAGGUACUGGAAGUCUUCCAAAGUUUGGGUAUGGAUCCAGACACCAGGGAUUCAUUGAUUAGGGUAGUGACAGAUUUAGCAAUUGCUGGCGCACUGAGCUUCAACAACAUUGCUGGGAUUUUAUCUGGCUCACACUGUUUUUUAUUUUUAGAUUAUUAAGAUGUUUAUUAAUGACACUAACAUGCACAGAUCUAAAAGCUUAUUUCUCUAUAUGAGGUGUUUGCUAACUUAGCAGGGCCUGAUCUCCAUUUGUAGUCUGGGUAUGUGUGUCAUUCAUUAACUUAGCAAUCAGGGUUGAGGCACAUCCAUCAAAAUAAUAAUCAAAGGCAUUUGCUACAUCUUGGGGGUGUUGCAGGGUUUAGUUGUCCAUUUUGACAGUGGAGGGUUAGGAGUGGAUGGUGGUGGAUUGUAUGUUGCGUAUUGUUCUAAAUGUUUCUUGGGUUUGAUAUAUAAUUGCUCAAAUCUUCACUGAAAUAUUGGGCCAUUGUCUGUAUGCAAAAUGAUGCAUGCAGUGCAUGGAGCAAAUACACUUGAACUCUGACCGCAAUGAUUCUCUAAAAUGGUACAUCCAAGGCAGGUGAGUUCCUUUUAUUCACACUUUAUGCAUCGGGGCAUGCAGAUUCCAAACUCACAAGAGCUUGGACUGAAAAAAAUUACAUUGCAGAGUCUAAAUCUGUGAUUAUACAUAAUUUCUGUUCAUUGUAGGUGUUACUGAUAUCUUACACUCCAGCUGAGAAAAUCCGUGCAGCGUCUCCCAAAAUCCAAGUCAAUACAAAGGUGUUGUGAAUUAUAGCUCCCAAUCCCCCAAACAUGAGCCAAGACUUCAUGAAGGGGUAAAACGAUCUGGUUUAUUGAUUGCCACAGCUCGGCCUUUUAUGCAGGUCCUCCAGCAAGGGUUACUCCCACAGGCACCUUGUGGAGGACAGUAACAGAAAACACAGUGGCCAAUCAAUUUACAGUAAAAUAUAACACUCCCACAUGAACAGUAAAAUCCCUCCUCUCUAUCCUGGAGAUAACUGGGUUAAGUGGCCAGAGUAAACUUAAUUAUCUCCAGGUAGAGAGAAUAUUUCUAUUCUACAAAAGUACAUUAAAAUACAUAACUUUACUUUGCCCGAACGGAACCCCACCAUUCGACAUAUCCCCAGACAGCUUGGAUCUGAGCGCUCAAUAUAGUCGAACAGCGCUCAGAUCCCACGAACACAGUCAAAUCGCCAUGGAGCUAAAAGAGUUCUGUUCUCUGACUGUUCGUUUGAAAUAUGUCCAGCAUUAGCUCCAUGGAUUGAGUUUUCUGGGGUUGGUCUCUUUCGUGAGUUCAAUGUAUCGAAUGGCACGGCGGUAUACGAACGAGGUGGAAGUUAGAUGGUCCCAGCGGUGUUUGUGUGAAAUUGUGGCUGAAAAUAGUUCCACGCUGUUGACUACCAACACCGCUGGGCGUUUGUCAGUUUAAAAUGACCGCCGCCACGUGUUCGUUCAAACGAACGGCAACCACCCAGCCAUUCAACAAAUAUCUGUGGUUAACCACAGCUUCUGGGUGAUUAAUGAACUUCACACUCCCAGUGCGGGUGGUCUGGCUGUUCGGUAGUUUGUUUUUUUAGGAAAAGACGAAAUAGGGCUAACUACACGAACAGCAGACGAAAUACAAAAAGCUGGGCAUUAUAAAACAGUGGUUUUGUCACAGUAGGUUCUUGAGGUUGUUUAGCAAGGAUUCAAGAUUCAAUUUCUUGAAAGACCUGGUGAUUAUUAUCUUAGGAGGAGAUUUAGUGGUCUUUUUUUUGCCUAUCAGUAUACUAGACAGUGGUCACUGAAAUUGUUAGAGAGAAUGCCAACCUCCUGGAUUCUAUCAGGACAACUGGUGAGAAUCCAAUCUAGCAAAGUAUGGUUAGGGCUUUUCAUACUAAUGUGAGUCGAGGAGGAAUUAAUUGUGUGAGUGGCAAACAGGGCUGGUGCAAGGAUUCUUGCUGACCUAGCCAACAAUCCAUUACAAUCCAUUUUACUGCCCCCUCAUGAAUGCAACUACAUUCUCUCAGAGGUCUAUUCACUAAACUCUGAAUUGCAGGGAAAGAGACACGGUGACAAACAUUAAAGUGAAACUAAAGUGCCAGGAAAACAACCUUCCCCCUCUGUCAAGCGCCCCUUAAAAUCCCCUUCCGUCACUUACCCCGGUCCAACGCCUCGGCCACCACCUUUAGUCCUCAAUGGCCGCAUUAGGAUUUCCCCAUAGGAAAGUAUUAUACAAUGCUUUCGUAUGGGGUUUUACGUGAUGCUGGACAUCCCCAUGCAUAGCCACAAGAUGUGGAGUUAACCCUGAAUAGUAAUUAUUGCAGUUUGUGAAAAGCUACAAUAAUUACUUUUGCAGGGUUAAGGGCCCUGGGACAGUGCGUCCAGGCCACUUCAAUGAGCUGAAGUGGUCUGGGUGCCUAUAGUGUCCCUUUAAGUGAAAGCAGAUGCACAGUGAGAAAUUUAGAAAAUAGGAGAGAGACACAGUAAUCACACAUUUAGGGGGAAAAAAGACACACCCACACACAAUCACUGACAUACACACAGUGUCACUUGUACACUCUCACUAACACGCACAGUGUCACUUGCACACUCUAACUAACACACUAUCACUGACAUACACACACUCUCACCAACACACACAGUCACUUGCACACUCACCAACACACACACUGUCACUUGCACACUCUCACCAACACACACACUGUCACUUGCACACUCUCACCAACACACACACACACUAUCACUUGCACGCUCACUAACACACACAUUCACUUUGCACACUCUCACUAACACACACACUGUCACUUGCACACUCUCACCAACACACUUGCACACUCACCAACACACACACUGUCAGGAAUUUUAUUCAUCUAUUACUGGCCCUUUAAGACAGCAUGGAAGUACUAUUUAAGUACUAUUUAAACUCCAAUCUCCAACACCUCGGGGCACAAUUAAUGUGUUAAUCUGAUUGAUUGCAUGCAUUUCCUUCCUAAUCCUUUGGAUGACUCUUAGAGAGACUGUGUGUUCCAUCACCGGAUCCCUUCUGAAUCUCCUCUUCAUACAACUAUAACUUUGAUUAGCUGGUUAACUAAUUAAGACUGGCCUUGACUCUGCUUUUGGAAUUUCCUUCACUAUUGCUUGAUCUCCUAUUGAGCUACCUUGGACUGGAUAAAGGACUUUGCUAGAUUAAUUGUGCCUAUACAAUUGUCAAACUUACUUAUAAUGAAAUAAUGAGAGGCUUCAGUCUCUUCAAUCACAAGUGGAAUACCUUGCUCAAUUAAAGGACCACUAUAGUGCCAGGAAAACAUACUCGUUUUCCUGGCACUAUAGUGCCCUGAGGGUGCCCCCACCCUCAGGGUCCCCCUCCCACCCGGCUCUGGAAAUGGGAAAGGGGUUAAAACUUACCUUUUUCCAGCGCUGGGCGGGGAGCUCUCCUCCUCCGAUCCUCCUCUUCUCCUACCUGUCGGCUGAAUGCGCACUCGCGGCAAGAGCUGCGCACGCAUUCAGCCGGUCACAUAGGAAAGCAUUCAUAAUGCUUUCCUAUGGACGCUGGCGUGCUGUCACUGUGAAAAUCACAGUGAGAAGCACGCAAGCGCCUCUAGCGGCUGUCAAUGAGACAGCCACUAGAGGAAAUAGGGGAAGGCUUAACCCAUUCAUAAACAUAGCAGUUUCUCUGAAACUGCUAUGUUUAUGAAAAAAUGGGUUAACCCUAGAAGGACCUGGCACCCAGACCACUUCAUUAAGCUGAAGUGGUCUGGGUGCCUAGAGUGGUCCUUUAAUUCAGGAGUUCCACCCUAAACUAAAUGAUAUCCAAACUCAAGUUGAAAAUUUAAAACAGCACACCCUUUCCCAUUAACCCGAACCUCCUAUAUACCCUCCUAAAAAUUCUCUGGAGAUCGUUCUAUUUACAGGGGGUUCAAACAUGAAUGUAAACUCUUGUUUUCUCUGAGACCUGGCACUUUUAGAAAUGAUGAUGUGAAAAUAAAAAACAUUAUUUCCUUACUUCAGGGAGAUGCUGCUAAAUGGGCUUAUCAACUAGUUGAGUCUUUUGACCCUUGCCCCUCCUCAUUUGAAUUAUUGCUGCAGGAAAUGAAUAAAUUGUAUGAAGACUCAAAUAAAAGUGAUACUGCAGAAACCUUAUUACACAAGUCCUCAAAAAACAACACCAUGGAAAUUGGAUACAUUAAAGGUCCCUAAUCUGAAAGGAACAGAAAAAAAAACUAAUAAUUUAUGCAUGUACUGUGCAUCACCUUCUCAUCUAUUACCAAAUUGUUCCCUUUCUAAAAAGGAAUAAGAUUGAAGAAACCCCUUUUUCUCCAACCAAAAGACUCUGAAUAACUGUCACGGGUGGCGGUACAGAAACCGGGACCCCUGAAUGCCUGAAGUGGAGAAGUGGGAGUCUUCAGCGUGGAAGUGGAUUACAGGGCCCGGUGCAGGGUAACCGCACACCACCUGGUGUUGAGCACCAGCGUUUGUGCGGCCACAAACCAAGACCCUGUAGCAGCUUAGUGGAAGCCAGAGCAGAUGAAUGCUGAGAUGUAUCCAGUACUAGAAACAAGGCAAAACUAGAACAGGCACCAAACAUGAAAACAAGACAGAACUAAUAGAACCCAGAACCGGAGAAGGAUAGGAAGCUAAACCCAGAACAUGUACACAAUACAUAAGGAAACAUUAACUAAGCAUGGGCAGGAUAGGACUGUACAUGGACUGGGAUUACAAAAUAAAACAAGACAAGAUAUAUUAGGCAAAACAAGAGGAGACAUAACUAAGCACUAUAUAUGAAAAGUAUGGGGAUUUAGUUACAUUAUAUGAUCAUACAUUGCAUAAGCCUGCCACAACGCCAAUGUACCCCAUAUUCGGCAGGUCCUACUCUGCCUAAUGUUCACUAAAAGAACCAUACUAAACCACAUAGUUACAUGGUUACAUAGUUACAUAGCUGAAAAGAGACUUGCGUCCAUCAAGUUCAGCCUUCCUCACAAAUGUUGUUGCUGUUGAUCCAAAAGAAGGCAAAAAACCUGGUCUGAAGCACUUCCAAUUUUGCCACAAACUAGGAAAAAAUUCCUUCUUGACCCCAAAAUAGCAGUCAAAUGUCUCCUUGGAUCAAGCAGCUAUUACCCCACUAAUUAGAAAUUAUAUCCCUGUAUGUUAUGUUUUUGAAAGUAUUUAUCCAAUUUCAGUUUAAACAUCUGUAUGGACUCUGACAAAACCACCUCUUCAGGCAGAGAAUUCCAUAUCCUUCUUGUUCUUACUGUAAAAAAACCUUUUCUUUGCCUUAGAUGAAAUCUCCUUUCUUCCAGUCUAAAUGUGUGACCUUGUGUCCUAUGUUUAACCCUGUUUAUGAAAUGAUAUCCAGAUAAAGGUUUGUACUGGCCCCAAAUAUAUUUGUAUAAAGUUAUCAUAUCCCCUCUCAGGCGCUGUUUUUCCAAACUAAACAGAUUUAAUUUUUUUAACCUUUCUUCAUAACUAAAAUGCUCCAUUCCUUUUAUCAAUUUUGUAGCUCGUCUUUGGACCCUCUCCAGUGCCAUGAUAUCCUUCUUUAGAACAGGUGCCCAAAAUUGCACAGCAUAUUCAAGGUGUGGUCUUACCAGCGAUUUAUAAAGAGGCAAAAUUAUAUUUUCAUCCCGAGAAUAUAUGCCCCUAUUUAUACAUGACAAAAUCUUACUGGCCUUAGCAACUGCAGAUUGACAUUGCAUAUUGCUGCCUAAUUUGUUGUCUAUAACAAUUCCCAAAUCCUUCUCGUGUGUGGUUAUCCCUAAUUCACUACCAUUUAGUGAGUAAGUUGCUUGUGCAUUCUUAACCCCGAAGUGCAUAACUUUGCAUUUCUCUAUGUUAAAUUUCAUCUGCCAUUUUAGUGCCCAGUCCCCCAAUCUAUCCAAAUCUCUCUGUAGCAAAGCAAUAUCCUGCUCACAUUUUAUUACUUUACAAAGUUUUGUGUCAUCUGCAAACACUGAUACAUGGCUUUCAAUGCCUAUUUCACGAUCAUUUAUAAAUAUGUUAAAUAGAAGUGGUCCCAAAACAGAACCCUCAGGGACACCACUUACCAUUUUUGUCCAGCCUGAAAAUUUACCAUUAAUUACAACUCGUUGUACUCUGUCCUUAAGCCAAUGUUCUACCCAAGAACAGGAAUAUUCAUCUAGACCAAUUUCUUUUUGUUUGAAGACUAACUUAUUGUGAGGAACCAUAUCAAAUGCCUUGGCAAAGUCCAAGUAGAUCACAUCCACUGCAACACCCUGAUCUAUACUUCUAAUUACCUCUUCAUAGAAUGCAAUUAGGUUAGUUUGACAUGACCUAUGUUUCAUAAAACCAUGCUGAUUAUUGCUAAUAAAGUUCUUCCCAAUGAAUUCCUGAAUAUUAUCCCUUAAUAUCCCUUCAAAUAUUUUCCCAGUUACAGAAGUUAAGCUCACAGGUCUAUAAUUUCCAGGCAAGGAUUUUGAACCCUUUUUAAAUAUAGGAGCAACAUCUGCCUGAUUUAAAUGCUUUAAAUGCCCUUUUCUUAUUUUUAAUCUCUUGUUUUACUUCUCUACUAAGCCACAUUGGUUUUAAUUUGUUUCUUUUAUAUUUAUUACCCAAUGGUAUAUACUGAGAAAUGUACCUCUCUAAUAUAUGUUUGAAUAGUUUCCAUUUAUCCUCAGUGUUUUUAUCACUAAGGAGUUUAUGCCAGUCGAUAUGUUGUAGAGCUGCCCUAAUCUUAUUGAAAUUGGCUUUUUUAAAAUUAUGUGUUUUAGUAUACCCCACCUGCUUUUGCUUUUUUGAGUUUAUUUCAAAAUUUACCAUAUUGUGAUCACUAUUUCCCAAAUGCUCCCCUACUUGAAUGUUGGUUAAAAGAUCAACAUUGCUUGUUAUGACAAGAUCCAGACAAGCAUCCUUUCUAGUUGGUGCUUGUACCAGUUGUGACAUAAAGGUGUCAUUUAACACAUUCAAAAACCUGAUUCCCCUUGCUGAAGUACUAGUCCCUCUUUCCCAAUUUAUGUCUGGAUAAUUAAAAUCUCCAAUAAUUAACGUGUUACCUCGAUUUGCAGCUUUCUUAAUUUGCUCUAACAGCUGUUCUUCCUCAUUAAUAUUUACAUUAGGUGGUUUAUAACAUAUCCCAACCAAUAAUUGAUUUCCCUUUGUUUGCCACAAGCAGAUAUCUACCCUACCCACCUUUUCCUCGUCACACUCCACAUGCCUAAGAUUUGACUUUAACUCAUGGUUGACAUAUAAACAUACCCCACCACCCUUCUUGUUUUUCCUAUCCUUCCUAAAUAACGUGUACCCAUUUAAAUUAACUGCCCAGUCAUGUGUCUCAUCCCACCAUGUUUCUGUUAUGCCUAUUAUAUCAUAUUGUUUAUUGUAUGCUAUUGCCUCUAGUUCCCCCAUUUUGUUAUAUAGGCUCCUUGCAUUAGUAAGCAUACAUUUAAUAUUAUCAUGAGUCUUUUGUACUUUUUGUGAAUUAUCAAUAUUACAUUCCUCCUCUGUUCUGAGUUUUCCCCUCCCCCCAUCUCCACCCCCUUUGCUCUGAGCUAAAGCCCAUCUCCUUUCCAUCCUAUCUCCAUUUUCUAGAUUGCUUUGACCCUCCCCCCCACCACUAGUUUAAAAUCUCCUCCAACCUUCAAGCCAUCCUAUCCCCCAGCACAGCAGACCCUCUUCCGUUUAGGUGCAAUCCAUCAUGACUAUACAGGUUGUACCAUAGCGCAAAAUAGGCCCAGUGCUCUAAAAACCCCAAACCCUCUUUCCUGCACCAAGACUUUAGCCACGCAUUGACCUCUCUAAUCUCCCGCUGCCUUUCUGCUGUAGCGCGCGGCACAGGUAAUAUUUCUGAAAAAAUUACCUUGGAGGUCCUUUUCUUAAGCUUACUUCCUAGUUCCCUGAACUCAUUCUUUAGGACCUUCCAUUUUCCUCUGACUUUGUCAUUGGUACCAAUAUGGACCAUGACAGCUGGGUCAUCUCCAGCCCCUCCCAAUAAUCCCUCCACUCUGUCGGCAACAUGCCAGACCCGAGCACCCGCGAGACAGCAAACUGUCCGGUUGAGUCGAUCAGAGUGGCAGAUUACCCUAUCUACUCUCUUAAUAAUAGAGUCCCCUACCACCACAACCUGUCUAGACUUCCUUACCCUCUCAACCCCACCCCUACUAGAGGGGCUGUUUCCACGGCUGUUAGCAGGAACAGCUUCCUGCAGUACAGCUACUCCUGAGCUGAUGCUCCCAACAUCUUCACUCAAACGGGCAAAUCUGUUAGGCUGCAUGAGAUCAGGACUAGCUAAACCUUUUCUCUUCCCUCCCCCCCUGCUUCCUCGCCCCACUGUCACCCAGCUACGUGCCUGUUCCCCAUCUGUCUUAUCUCCUCCCUCUCCACUACCUUUCCCCACUAAACUCUGCUCAGUGAGCAGCAGACUCCACAAUAGCACUUACUUGCAAGAAAGGGCAGAAGCCUUGAGCAGCUGCCUGCAGGACACUGAAACAAAAAGGAAAAUGGAAAACAAACAGGUGUGGCAACAUAAAACAAACAUUUAAAGGAAGCCUGGACACUGGGAAUCCUGGGGAUGGAUUACAGGAAUGAACCCAGAAAUCUCAGCAAUAAAGAAAACCAGACAUAGCCUAGAAAACCAGAAAAACCAAGAAAAACUAAACAAGAAUUGUAAAAAGAGUACUGGAUACCAGAAGCCAAGGCCAGACAUCUCCACUGAACAGAGCAGGAUGUGACAAUAACUCACCAUCUACCCUGAAUUCAUUUUAUCUCUUAUUAUGUUAUAUUAUGUUUGCCACUAAUAUAUGAUUUCUCUUAAAGGUUUUCCCUUUCUUGAUUUACCUGUUGCUUGGGGCAUAUUGCCUAAACUCUCAAUAAUGUUCUUUACUUAUACCUAUAAUUCCGUUUAUAGGUUCUCCUUCUUCCUCCUAAACCUAUAAUCCCGUUUAGAGGUUUUUCUCAUACCUAUAAUUCAGUUUCUAGGUUCUCCUUCUUCCUCCUAAACCUAUAAUCCCAUUUAUAGGUUUUUCUAUCUAUUUCUUUCUAUCUUAUUAAAUACCUAUAAUUCCGUUUAUAGGUUCUGCUUCUAUCAACUUCUCUAUAACCUGUCCAGGGUUUAUUGUCCAAACCCUUUAUUCUAUAACCCUUAUUACUACUUACCUGUAAUUCCGUUUACCCCUUUUCUUUAUUUCCUUUAAACCUUUUCGCUCCCUGAGGUAGCUCCUCUUCAUACAACUAUAACUUGGAUUACCUGGUUAACUAAUUUGAACUGGCCUUGACUCUGCUUUUGGAAUUUCCUUCAAUACUGCUUGAUCUCCUAUUGAACAACCUUGGACUGGAUAAAGGACUUUGAUUAUGGACUAACCCUGGACACAUCACCUAAACUUCUAUUUUCAAGGACUGUCAGUUUAUCUCUCUGCUUUGCUGCCACAUCAGUUUGCCGUGCUAAAACUGCCUCAAAAUAAAAAGUGAGUGGUUCUUAAUUUUUUGUUUGGCAUUUGUUAAAGAAAAAACAUGACACUCUCACAACACGCACACUCUCACUAACACACACAUACUGUCACUUGCACAUUAUCACUAACACACACACACACACUGUCACUUGCACACUCUCACUAACACACAUACUCACUGUCACUUGCACACUCUCACUAACACACACACACUGUCACUUGCACACUCUCACCAACACACACUGUCACUUACACACUCUCACCAACACACUUGCACACUCUCACCAACACACUUGCACACUCACACCAACACUCACACUGUCACUUACACACUCUCACUAACACACACACACACACUGUCACUUGCACACUCUCACUAACACAAACACACUGUCACUUGCACAUUCUCACCAACACACACACUGUCACUUGCACACUCUCACCAACACACACACACACACACACACACACACACACUGUCACUAAAAUACAAGCACAGACCAAUUUACAACCAUUCACACAAUAAACAAUCCCCCUUAGCCCACCUGGGUGCUGUGAAGAGGAGAAGAGGUCCAGGCUGCAGGAUGACAUUCUUCCUUCUGCUUGGAAAGCAGGUGGAGCCAUGCACAGUAAGCAUCGGCUGCUUCCUGUUCCCAUCUGCUGUUCUGGCUUCCCCUGCCUGCAGGAAGCAGUGUGCUCUGCUCAGGUGCUGGGGUUACAGUAAACCCUUCUCCCUGUGCAGUCAAAUAGUGGAGAGGAGCCCACCCAGCAUUCCAGCCCCAGGCAACAACAGGGCAGCCCACCAGGAAACCUCCCGGUGGGCGCCCCCUGCAGGUCGGCGCCCCAGUUGAAUGCCUUAUUCGCCUUAUGGUAGCGCCGGCGCUGGUUGCAAAGUCAUAAACAGCAAACAUAAUUUAUUAUUUUUAGGUUUCAGACAAUCAACAUUAAAAUCUAAAAAAAAACAACCAUUUAUUUUUUUGGUUUUGAGCUACGGUUUCACUAAGGAGUUGGGUUAUGUUGGAAAGGGAAUGCACUGGAGAGCUAGGUGCAGGCCCGGACUGGCCAUCGGAAAUACUGGGCAAAUGCCCGGUGGGCCGCGAUGACCAGGGGCAGAGGCCAGCAGGGCCGACACUAUCAGCACUGUAACACUGCCACUGGCUUGGGAGGGAGGGAGAGGAGGACCCCGUAGACAUCUACCCUGCACCUCCGCCGGCUUCCUCUCGCGAGGUCAGAGCAUUGCCGCGGUUAACUAACAUGCUCACUUUGAGAGGGGGCGUGCUUGUCAUUAGUGAUAGAAAAAAGAAUACAAGGGGGGUGCACAUAGAGCAAUAAGAAAGUAUAUUAUACUUAAUAUAAGUAGGACACCUCCUGUUAGACCUAUAAUAGAAAAACACAUAUAUAGUGUAACACUGUUAUAUACAAGACAUCAAUUGGUCACAGGUCACUCACAGUAUGUAGAGCCACAUAAAGCUGGCUCUAGCUUAGGUGGCAGGUGAAUAAUAAGCUUAUUCUGGCUUUCAAUUUUCAGCUUUCCAAGUAGCUCUGCUGCUUUUCUCCACCCUUUAAUAACUUCCAGUAGUGAUGACAAAACACACCCUCUCUGGCCAUGCCCCUUUGUCAGGGGGGCGCUGUCAUUGGAAAAUGCCCGGGCCGACAAUGGUCGGUUUACCGAACGGGAUCGCAAUUUUACCAGAAAGGAAAUCAAAUGUUUAAGGGGAGCUAUAGUUUUAUAAAGGGAUAUACUUUAUGGACUUGUCAACAUAAAUAACAAUGCCUCAUUCUCGUUUUGCUCUGUCAUUACUAAGGCAUAAAUACACAUUUAUUGUAAUGGCAAAGUCAUAUAUUUUUGUUAUUAAUCAUGAUUCCUAGAGUACAAUUAUUUUUGGUUUGUAAUGGGAACACCAGGCUUCUAGUGCAUCCGGUUUAGGGAGCAAGCUGCAAAUGUUGCAGUGCACAAAGGAGAGGCUUUUUUUUUUUAGCAGUGAGAAUAGGACUGGGAUAAGCUGUAGGACCAGAGUCAAACUCCACAUCAUUUGCAAGGGCAAGUAACAUACGAAAUAGGAAUUUUGACAUAAUUUUUCUUUAGCAGUAUAGUGAUUGGGAGAUUUUAUAACUUUGUGGGGGGGGGGGUAGGAGGGCUGUUUUUUAACCUACCUUUUAACACAUACGUACUAGCUACCCUGAAGACAGGGACCUAAACAUAAACGUUGCUGUGAACGAGGGAGGUAGGGAAAACAGGAGGUCAAAAUAAAUAAAUAAAUAACCUAACUCCGGACAGCAGGUAACGAGUAGACUUUAUUUUCCCCUGGAAGAGCCAGCACUUGGCGAAACGCGCGUCAGGAUUUCUGUUUAGCAGUGGUUAGGCAUAUUAUUAGGGAUAAUGCUGCAGCUACUUCGUCUAAUUAGGACCAGCCACCACGCUUAGAUUUAUAUUUAUAUUUUGAUUCAUCAUUAUUUACUUCUUUUAUUAUUUUUUGUUGCUGGAGGGUACAUGGGAUUAUGGAUUUUCUCUGCUGAUUGUUAUCUACAGAGUGGGAGCUUGGGAGACUGUUGGAGCAUUAGCUCCUGUUAGGAGAUGUUUUAAGUGGUGCCCUCAAAGAUUUUGACCUCCUGUUUUCCCUACCUCUCUCUUUCACAGCAACUUUAAUGUUUAGGUCCCUGUCUUCAGGGUAGCUAGUACGUACUUUGGAUCAGCUAUCAUUGGAUUUUAACUUUUUUGCUUUAUUUUUUGGGUUGCUCCUCUCCUUUUAGAGGGUAGAUUCAUGUGGACUUGAUUGCCUUAACCUCUGAUCCUCCCUCCGGUUAUUUUUCCAUUUUCCUGUUUUAUAGGGGUUACUCCCACCUCCCCCCAUAAUUAUGAGCAACCUAACAUACUCUCCCUGCUCUCAUUACUCAAGUAAGGGAGCAGUUCAGCAGAUAGCAACCUGAGCCAUGUAUACUUUAAACAGCUCCUUAAUUUUCAUAUGGAUACCAAUCUAACAAAUUUAAAAGUAUGAACUAAUAAAUGGCUCUCACAUUGAAGAAUUUAGUUCAUGGCGCAAUUAGUUCUUCCAUUGCACCAUUUUGAGAUUAUAUUAUUUGGACAAAUGAGACAACUUUCACCUGAAUUACGAUUAUUUUGAAAAAUAGUCUAAUACAAUUUGCCAGAGAUCCCAACUGUGAAAUUCUUCCACAUCUCAUUUGAAAGCAAGAUGAAAUUUUGUCUUUUUCCUGAAAAUUGAAUACUAAAAAUAACUUCCAUUUGCAGCAAACCUAAUUUUUGAUUGAUGAAGAAUAGUAAUUUUCCCUGCUUGCACGAAACCAUACAAUUAUAAAUAUGCAAAAGUAAAGACUUAGCUACUUAGAUGAUGAUAUAGUGUAAUGUAGUUGAAAGGAAUCAAUGUAGCUCUCUAGACUAUUGCUCACAAUGUGAGAUCCAUUUUAUUGUGAUCCAUGAGACCUCACACAAAUGUUACUUGUGACCAAAUGAAUACAUACGAACCUAACCAAUUAUUAAAAUGUUUAUCAUGCAUUGAAUUGAACUUAGUGGAAGUGCCAUAAGUGAGAUUACAAAGUUGAUUUCUAACUCUUAAUUAAUGUGUUAGUCAAUGUUCAAACAGGGUUCAUCAACAUUAGUUAUUGAAUGCUAAUUUUAGUAGCCAAAGAGUCUCAAUAUUAAACAAUUUGUUAUAUUGGAAAUCAAAACAAGUAUUCAAUGAUUAAUCAAUGCCUAAUGUUCCCCUCAAUCAUGAAAGAAAUCAUCAGUUACAAUUAGAGAAUCGGAAUAGUGACUAUUAUUUUUUUGUUUUUAUUUGUUUAUGUUGUUAUUUGUUUUUGGGAGCCUAUCCAAUGAACUGAUCAAGUCCAUUAGUGAGUUUGUGGUUUAUUCCCUGUGCUUUCAUUUCUUCUAAACUCAAAAUAAUUCCUAGAAAAUAGAACAUUUUUGCAUUCAAUAUCCCUCCAAUACAAUUAAUAAUUGUAAAAUUUUAGACUAACAUAAACUUAUAUGCUUCCCUUCCCCCAUAAAACCAUACCUUAUUUACAGAUGUGAUGAGCAUUAAUAUAAAACUGAAGUUACAUUGCCAACACGUUUACAAAUGUAAAAAUAAUAAGUGAUGCCGCUGUGUUUUUUCCUUCAUGCAGUAGCAUUCUUCUAUUGUUUAAAGACACUGUCAUUUUUCUUUUGUCAGUUUUGUUUUGCUAUGUAAUUUCUAUUUUAAUGCUUAUACCCACUCCCUUCCGACUUGUCGUUAUUUAUAAUUAUUAAUUUUUCUUCCUUGUUUAGGAUCUCAAUAUCCAGUGCCAGCACUUUGUAUUAUUCUGUCCAGGAUGUCUGCAAUUUGUAUUUCUGUAGCAUUCUUUUGACGGAUGCAUUGUGGAUAAAUUAGCUCUUCAAGUGUUUUUUCUUUAGACCUUGUUACAUUUAUAUAUAUAUAUAUAACUUUUUUUUUCUCACCUCCCUCAAGCUAGACAUGUAUAUGUAUUAUAUAAAUCAAAAGUCUUGUUAAGGGUACUUUGGAUCGAGUGAGGUCUUUUGGAGCCAGGAGAAGGUAGUCUUUAUACUUCUGAUAUCCAUAUAUGUAGAGAAGGGUGACAACCGGUUAAGAAGCUAAUAGUGCAUUAAAGGAUAUGAUGUGAGUGUUUCUUAAAGGUAAAUGAUCUUUACCUUUAAGAAAAACUCACAUCAUAUGCUUUAAGUGGGGAUCAUACUGCUGUAUGCUAUACACACCAGAGCUGGCUUAAGCUCUACCAAAUGUGAGUGCAAUCCUAUUAUUUUAUUUUUAUAUCUAUACCUAGUGAGAUUUAACACACUUUUAGCUUCUUCCUUUUGUCACCCUUCUCUACAUAUAUAUAUCGAUAUCAGAGAAGUAUAAAGACUACCUUCUCCUGGCUUCAAAAUACCUCACUCAAUCCAAAGUAGCCUUAACAAGGCUUUUGAUAUAUAUAAAAAAAAAAAAAAAAAAAAAAAAAAAAAAAAAAAAAUAUAUAUAUAUAUAUAUAUAUAUAUAUAUAUAUAAAUAUAUAAUACGUACAUAUGUACAUACGGUACAUAAAUUUCAAAAAAUUAUAUGGAACCACAUCGACUUUGGAGUACAAUCUGGGUACUUAGAUCAGAAGACUGCCACCUAUUUACACGUACCUCAUCCUAAACAUCCAGUGCUGUACACACUUCCAAAGAUACACAAAGACUCUGUGAACCCACCGGGCAGACCCAUUGUGUCUGCAAAACAAGGCAUUAUCGAACCAAUUGCCCAAUAUGCAGAUUAUUACAUUAAAGACCUUGUGAAAGAACUCCCGACUUGCCUAAAAGAUACACCUGAAUUUCUGGAGCAAAUCCGACACAUCAAUCUAACAAAUGAUAGUGACAGUUUGCUAGUCACGCUUGAUGUACAGAGCCUACAUACAGUCAUACCCCAUAACUUGGCAUCCAAGCGGUUCGAGAGAUGCUAUGUGAUUCUGAUAUGUAUAAAGGUCCUCCAAUAGAAUACCUUAUGGAGUUCCUUUCCAUAGCCUUAACUUGCAAUUACUUUAAGUUUGAAGAACAAUUUUUUCUCCAGAUAGUGGGCAUAUGCAAAUUAUUUUAUGUUUUGGUUUGAGAACAAGUACAUUCUACCAAUAUAUAAGAACAAGAUUCUUAAGUAUCUCCGGUAUGUGGAUGAUGUCUUUCUAAUUUGGAAUGGCACAUCAGAAGAAUUAGAUGACAUGGUUAACCCCUUAAGGACACAUGACAUGUGUGACAUAUCAUGAUUCCCUUUUAUUCCAGAAGUUUGGUCCUUAAGGGGUUAAAGCAAUUAACUCGCUAUCUGUACCAAUCAAACUUACACCUUCUUGGCAUAAAUCGUCCAUACAGUUUCUGGAUGUACAAGUAUACAAAUAUGAGGACAUGAAAAAAUUAGGCUAUACCCUAUAUAGGAAACAGACUGAUCGGAACACGCUUUUUCUGGCAACCAGUUUCCAUCCCCAACAUCUCAAGGACGCCCUACCCAUACCACAAUUUUUUAGGGUACUUAAGUUUUUCUGCCUUAGAAGCUGUUCUCACCCUUCGGAAUAAUGCCAUUCCUGAAGUCUUUCAUAAACCUGCAACGUGUCCGGUGUGAUUUACUUCUAGAAAGCAUGAGCGCAAUCAAUUUGGAAAGGAGUAGAUAGGCAAAUAAUCAAACAGUUUGAUUUGAUCCAAAACAUUUGGCACCCCAGAUGGGACAGAUUGAGUUGAGUUACUACAAAAGCCGCCUUUGAGGACUGGAGAGGAGACCCCCAGAGACUGGAAAAAAGAGACUGAUCAACUCUGGAUAUAUGGUAAAUGAGUAAAUUACCUAUAUUUCCUGUCUUUGGGAUUGGCCUAAACUCCGUGUCUGCAACGGCUUACGUGGAAAACACCAAUGACAGGUAUAUAGUUUGCCCAAAUGUCCCCUUUUUAUUUGAAAAGAACCUGUCGAUUGUCUAUCUACAUUCUGAGUGUGAUUUUUAUGUGUGAAAGUGUCUGCUUGAGAAUCCGUUUUACUACUUGCUUUACACUGUUAUAUAAUACUGCUAAGUUUUGGUAAAGAAACUACAGUUUUUUUGGCAUGCUCGGUAAAGAGCUUAAAGUGUUUUUUGUUGUUUUAGCUAAGUUUGGUAAAAAACUAGCGUAUUUUAUUUUAGCUAAGCUCGGUAAAGAGUUUUUCAAGCGUUUUUGGUUGCUCGGUGAAGAGCAAGAAAAAGUUUAUUGCAUGCUUGGUAAAGAGUUAAAAAGUUAUUGUAUAUGUGAUUGAGUGUGUGUGUGUGACCUGGGUUUAUUGUUAGCCAGCAUUUAUUUUAAGGAAUUUGUGAUCUAAUUACUUCUGUAUAUUGUGCCUUCACCUGUAUAUGUUUCUUUGUCAAUCUUUGUCAACAAUAUAUGUUAAGUGUAACACAUAAGUCUACGUCUUGUCACUCUCCUCUUCUAUCUUUUGUCCUUAGGAGACCUGUGCUUAGGCAAUCACAUGGUUAAAAACUUUGUGCUUGCAACUCUGCUUGUUCCCUCCCUCCCCUCCUUACUCUGGCUCUCUUGUGAUUGUUCAGUUGGAAUUCCUUUGUUUGUGACGUGAUUGCAAGAGUGUGUAGCUUGAUGUAUCCUUGAUUUAUGUUUGUGUACAUUUUUUUUUUUUUGUGAUUUCUUAUACCGAUUUUAUAAGUCUAUGUCUGUCUUGUUACUUUCCUCUAUUCUAAUUAGAGAAGGGUAAAUGUGAUGUAACUCCUUGGGUUUUUGUUUGCAAUGAAUGUAGAGUUAUUUUCUGUUAUUUUGUAUUCUUUACGUUUCUCUACAGCACUCACAUAGUUAACCUCUCUGGCUGCAAAUGCUGACAGCCAUUACUUGUGCCCUCUACACUCCCCCCUCUCUCUCUCUCUUUUGGGCCCCACCCUUGUGUUUUGGUUAAAAAGGGGGGUGAAUGGGUGAUCUAUUUCUGAAACUAAGUGAGGAAUGUGAGGGGGGUCUUCCAGCAGAUGGCUAAUUACUAAAAGUUGCAAAGAAGAUUUUUGCUGGACAAUAAUCUUAGAACUUACUUGUGUAAAGUGUUUGUAUUAUCCUGUGUUUGGCUCUUACCUAUUAUAAAGUGCCUUUCUGUACUGAUUAUCUUUUAGAGCUACUGUUUAUGUGAUGUUUUAUCUAAUCUGUAUUAUGUAUGUGGAAUGUCUGAAAUUGGUGUGUAGCACAAGAAUAGAGAUCUAUGUUAGUUUGUUGUUUUACUAAAUUGUUAGUCUGUACUGGGUUUUUCAUUGUUUUUAUGUAUGUUAUAGGAAAGUACUAGGUUAAUUAAAAUAAAUUUACAUUAAGGUUGCAAGUGUCUCAGAAUGAAAUACACUAAUGUAGCAGUUGUUAGGAACAUGCAAUGUAUGUUAUAUUGGGUGUCCGCGAUUACACAGUAACUCCAAUCCUUUUUACGGAAGGAAAAACUUGUUACUUCUGGGGCUGAAUUAAAAUCUUUGAUUUAAUUCACGAGAAUGAGAUUUUAAUGACCAAUAAUGGAUUACUGUAUAUUGCAACGCCUGGACAUACACAUGUUUUGGAUAUACAGAAGACAAAAGGAAUAAUAUAUGAGAAUGGAUACGGCAGAUUUGCCACUAUCCACAGUCACGCCUACUCCUAACGUAACAUCACUUCCACCCUUACUAUGCCCUUCUACUGAAGAAUUGCCCGAAUCCUAAUGACCCAUUCCACUACAUGGCGUGACUUGUUUAAGACUAAGAUAAAUUGGCUGAUCGGGCUACCUGUAUUAACAAUGUCAUCCACGGUGAGUUCGCAUCUGUGGAGAAGUAUCACUUCAGGUUGUCCCACAUUUUUCUCUGAUUUAGGUUUUAGUACAUAAUAAGGCCCAGACUCAACGGCUAUAUGAGGCCUUGUAUAGCAGGCCACAUGGAAUCUAUUUGUAGCGAGCAAGGCCUGCCUGACUCCUCAUUCCUGUCUAAUAUUAUUGUCUCCUGUAUAGGUGUAGAUGGCUCUCCUUGGAGUAGCCAGCUAACUAAGCCUUGCUUUGUGGUUACCUCUACCAGUCCAAUUAUCUUUGCUAGGUGCAGAUGUCCUUCGCCCGCUUGCAGGCCUCUAUCACCUUUAUGCCUGAUAACCAGAUUCAUAUGUCUGCACCACUCUCUGCUGCUGAUAAAACAGCCCUCUGCUCAUUAUUUCUUCUGCUCCACACAGAGAAACCUGACCAGGAUGCAAGGGUCCUAGCUAGUUCCCCCAAUACCUUUACCUGAAUUAUACAGGCCCCGUAGAUUUUGUACACCUCCAAUGUUUCCCCCCCCGCCCCAGUUCUAGUGAAGUUGCUCCCAGGGGCCAGCCUGUCCCUUAAGCCACAGUACACCCCCCCCCCCGAAGCCUGUCCAAGCUCUUGCUAUUCCCUAACAGGUUAAGGCUCUGGUGUCAAAUGGUGCCCUGGUUCCCUGAGACUCUCCCUGCAAUAUCCCACUUCUCCCUAUAAAGACUAAUUCUGUGAAGGAUACUGUCACCUUGCGGGGAUGAUACACUCUUACCUGGCCACUCUUCUGGGGGGGGGGGAAUGAUAAGGUCUUGACUUAGACCUAGAUACUGACUAUUAUUUUCAGCCUUUUCCUCAUUGCAUAUUGUGGUUCAGAAAUAUACCAGAAUCUGAAGCUUAUUAUGAAGAAGACCUGUUCUAGUUGGUGGAGAUGCAACACACCAUAACAGAUCUGUUCCGGAUUUGCUGUCACUACAGUGGACCAAGUAUCUCACCUCAACAAUGUCUGCACAAGAAGCUGAUCACCACAGCAUGCAAGAUAUCUGAAGGAAGACACGCCAAUAUCAACACUGCCACAAGGCAUGCACUAGGCAUGGCACAUGCCUUCGGAUCAAUCUGGAAGAUAAGAUUUCUCACAGCAACUGGCACGCCGGUUAAGCAUAACACGGCUAUAAGGAGCUGAUGGAUGCCCUACACCUUCCUAAAAAAAUGGCCACACUGAAGAUAAAGGCUCAUGGAAGACUGAACUCAGAGGAGACAUGUGGUAACUAUCUGGCUGACCAAGUUGUCCAAUAAGUUGUAAGUGCACUAAGGGAAGUGGACAGAAGAGUGUCCACCGAAGAAACUCCCAUAUUCACCAUGUAAGAUCCUACCCACAGACCUCAAGCUCCUGAAGGAAUAACAAGCAGCUACUGACCCUGAAGAAACACAAGCUGGAAACAGAAAGUGGCAACCCUUAAAGAUGGGCUGUACCCCAACAAUUUCAAGUUCUGCUUACCCAAGAGCAUAUACUCAGAGUGGUCCAGUGGGCCAACAAAGCAUCAUACCUGUCCAAGACCCUCAUGAACUCUUUGAUCAACAAAUACUUUGAAGCACCAGGAAUUACCUUUCUGACCAACAGUUACUGUAGAUCCUGUGCCAUUUGUGCCAAGGGCAACUCAGGCAGAAUGGAGAAAAGCCCCAAGCAUCUAGCCAAACCUAACUAUUCCUUCCAGAGGAUUCAAGUUGACUACAUCCAGAUGCCAAAGAGUGGCUGGUAUUGGCCAGAAGCCUACCCAGCCACAAAAGUGAUAACCAAGACCACAUGCCGAGUAGUGCACCGUGAAAGUUGCAGAGAUCACCCCGUGGAUUCAUCAUUCCAGAAUCAAGCCUGCCUCUGCUUCAUGGGAAGUAGCAUUUGUUGAUCUUGACAACCUUUUUUUGAAACUCCAUUCUUAGAGAGCAAAGAUACUUGUUGAAGAAAAUAUCAACAACAAGUGGGUGUUUUGAUGGCCAUAAUAAUGUCUGACCACCUGCCAUUGAUGGAAAGCUAAGUACCCCAAAAGGGGACCUCAUGAAACUAAAGAGAAUCAGCCGUACUCCUUACCCUGCAGCCCUCACGUCCGGAAGCUGAGUUGCCUACGCACGGUCGAAGCUUCUUCAGGAUCAUCUGCUUAUCUUGAGUUUGUGGUGAUAUUAAUAUUGAAUUUUUAAAUGAUCUGAGUGUGCCAGUACUAAGGUAGCAUGAGACAGGAUUUAUAUGAUUAAGAAUAAGUAAAUGUGCCCUAGCCAAGGUCCAUACACAUAAUACAUGACAAUCACCAAGGUACUCUUGACACACCACAUUCAUGCUUCAGGAUAAAAAAGAAGCACCCCUAUAAAGGGCGGUUUUACCCACACAUAUAUAUAUUAAUGCCAUAGGGGUGUCAAGGAGGUACCAAAUUAUUUUAAGGUAAGAAACUAAGUUUGAAUCUAUUCUCCCAAGCAUUACAGCUAAUGAAAUCUGAAUUGAAAGGGAGGAGGUUCAUACAAUAAACAGGGGACCUUUUACUUACGGGACAUGUAUGACUCACCUGAAUGGGUAGGUGCCAUGCACAUGGCUGUUAAUCCCCUCAAACCACACAUUAAGACUUUAAAAGACAUGGUAGUCAUCCCAUAUUUGAAGAUACUGUGGCUGUAGAGACAGAUUUCUCUGACACUAACUUGUGGCUUGAAUGGAUGAAAUACAAUACGAAUAAACAUAACAAGUCUAACUGCUAUGUCUGCGAAGGAGCGAGGUCUCACCCAGAUACAGUACCUCUGAACCUUCCUCCGGAUAUAGAGGUAUGCUUUUUAAGUCUCUACACUAUAUUUAAAACUAAUCGGUCAGCAUGCGAGUCAUGGAAAAAGAAUACCCAAUCAUUACUAAAAAUAUUAACCCAGACGAAGGCAUUACUAUAUAUCCAGGGAACUAUACUUGUUAUGGGAUAUAUGGUGGGAUAGGGCGGUUACAAGCUACCUCCAAAAUGACUUUCCAGAAUCAGAUGGUCUUAGAGAUGAUUUUGGCAGAAAAAGGGAGAGUAUGUAAAAUACUCCCAGACACCAUGACAUGUUGCACCUAUAUUCCGGAUAAUACAGGCCCUAAUAAUAAGGUAACUUUGGCCAUAGAAAAAUUAAAGAGUUUGUCCGAGGAGCUGAGACAAAAUUCUGGGGCCACAGAUCCAUGGGAAAGAUGGUUUGGAUAAAUGAAUGAUUGGUAGAAAGUUCUGACCCAGAUAGGUGUGGCUGUCUUGAUAAUGUUGAUUAUUCUUUCUCCUAUUGUCUGUUGUGUGUUACCAGGUCUUAAAAAAUGCCUACAAAAGACAGUUUAUCAGACAAUCGACCAAACUACCCCGACAUUCCUUCACCAAGAGAUUGACGACAUAGACCGUGAUACACCACAUACACCCUUACAGUCUCACCGCACUAAAGCAACAACUAUUUCCUCUUAGGGACACUCAGGGAUAGUGUCUGUCUCUAUGGGCAGAAGUCUGUCGCGGAGAAGUAGUGGUCACCCGCGCAGUGAAGCGUUCGAGGCCUGUUCACACAGAUGUGCAAGAUAGCCUUUGUUAUUUUUCUAUAGGGACAGUAUUAGUAGUUGUUAGUAAAAUAGCUAUUAAGGGGGGACUGUUAUGGACAAAAUACUUGAAUGGAUAAAUUGUCUAUUUUUGUGUACAUGUGUUGCUAUACAGUAAAAAGCUUCCCUUCCCCCUCUGUGUGUUUGUAACUAUUUCCUCUGUAAACCCCUCUCAUCCCCUCCUUCCUAUUGAGCAAAGCCUCAUGUAACAAAAAUGGAGAUUCGAUAUGUUAAAGUAACUGUUUCCCCUUCAGCCCCUCCCCCUUUUUUGUUCAGUAACAACUCACUCUCCCUCCCGUCAUCUAACCAAGAUGGAGCUGGAAUGGGGGUGGAAUAGUUUCAUGAUGAUGACAUUACAUCUUGUAGGGUGGGUUUAGACAAGACCUCCUAACUUUUAACCAACUUUUAACCAAUUGCUGAAAGUAUACUUUGUGUAAUCUGUGACCAUGUACAUGAUGUUUUUCUGCCUUAAAAGGAGGUCUCACACCUUGGAAUAAAGCCAUUCCUGAAGUCUUUCAUAAACCUGCAACGUGUCCGGUGUGAUUUACUUCUAGAAAGCAUGCGCGCAAUCAAUUUGGAAAGGAGUAGAUAGACAAAUAAUCAAACAGUUUCAUUUGAUCCAAAACACCAGUAGCCAAACACUUUUUGGCAGCACAGCACCACCUGCCAACAUUAGGUUUUAAAGCUAUUGACCAUGUCUCUCAUCUUACUGUGGAGGUGACAGGUCCAAAGCUCUUCUACAGCUAGAUGCAGGUUGGAUUUACAAGUUGGACAGUGUGGCCCCUAAAGGGCUCAAUGAAAAUAUAGUUUACCCAAUUUUCUUAUAAUGUACAGUGUAUCAGUAUUUUUGCAUAUAUAGUUCUGCAUAUUUUUCACAUAUUUUGUGCAUGGUCUUUUCUGUGACGAUAGUCUUUCAGGUCUAGUAUAAUGGAUUUAUUGUACAUAUACACACUUAAUUUAUGUGACUAAAUAUCAUAGAUACUGUCAGUAAUAUAUAGAGUAGGGAUAUUCCCCUGAGGUCCUAUAAUAUUUGAUAGAUCAUUAAGUCAGGCUUCAGCUUUUUGGUUAGUAUCAUAUUAUAUUUUAUUAGAUCACACUGGCUAAUUUUUUGUUUUGUUUUUUCAUGUAUUUUUUUUUAUUUUGUCUUUUUUUUUCAUUUUGUUUAUUGAGAAAAUAUUUCUCAUGACUGGUAUUAGUUCUUUACGAAUAUAGAAGUGUAUUGUGAAUAUUAGGAUUUCCACAAUACACUUCUAUAUUGCCACUUUGUUUUAUGUACUGUGAUCUUGAAAAAGACCCUGAGGGGUCGAAAUGUCAUUUUUAUUUUUUUUUGCACAGAUGUAUUUAAUUUUUUUUCAUGCCAUUAAACCACCUACCACUUAUUACAAGACCUGAUAGUGCACCACUUACUUUAUUUAUUUAUAUUAUACGUAUAUAUCUACACUCUACUCAUUUACUGUGGCGCAGCCCUAGUUUACCUUUGUGCUACCCAUCUUGUGAUUAUCUUCAACGUUUUGUGAGGGACCUCUUGCACAGGUUUGCUGCCUUACCGAUAUUGUCCUGUUUGACCCCUAUUGUUGUUUCCAUAUAAUUUUGUUAGCCUGCUGCUUUGACAUGGCCCUGAAAUCCAACAAAAUGUGUGGGACCUGAGGUGAUGUGGGCUUCCAUUAAUAAUACAGUCUUUAUUAUUAUUAUUAAUUAUACAUAUGUUAGUAAAUACCAGCACUACUGAGAUGACCAUUGUCUUCCAACCUAUUCACUUCAAUCUUUUUGGAGGCUGUCAAAGUAAUGCCAACCUUUACUUCAGCAUGGUCUUUGCAUUGGCUAGCAGCUGAUGUAGAUGUGGUUGUGUUUGUUCUUUGGAGGUUGUGGCAUGACUAGCCUCAACAAUAGGAGUUGGUUGACUAAUACUUAUGGGAUGAGAAAUGGUGUUAAUGAUAAUAAUCUCACAGGGUGAGCUAUAUUUGAAUCUGGCAGGAGAUGAAGAUCCAAUGUUUUCCAUUAAAUUAGGCAAUUCAACUGCAGAUAAAGACGGGCUUAGACAAAUUAAUGAGUGGACAGUAGCUGCAGAAAAUUGUGGAUUGUUCCCACCCUCUGCUCUCUGGACCACCCUGUUCUAAUUCCACCAAAUUACAGUUAACUUCCUCCUGGGACAGAGUUAAACAAAUGUCUGGAGUGCCUUGGGAAAAUAGCAAUAUCAUCAUCACUAGAUUCCUCACCACCACCUACCAGACAUUGCAGACACUACUUGACACUACUUGAGUACUUUGUUUUACCUACUCAGUGGAAAUCUCUGUUAAGCUUUCCCUUAACUGCUUUUUGGAGGGGCUAUAAGAAAUAGGAGGUACAGUGAGGGAAAAAAGUAUUUGAUCCUCUGGUUAAUUUUGAACUUUUGUCCACUAACAAAGAAAUGAUCAGUCUAUAAUUUUAAUGGUAGUGUAUUUUAACAGUGAGAGACAGAAUAACAAAAAGAUAAUCCGGAAAAACGCAUGUCAAAAAAGUUAUAAAUUGAUUUGCAUGUCAAUGAGUGAUAUAAGUAUUUGAUCCCCUAUCAAUCAGCAAGAUUUCUGGCUCCCAGGUGUCUUUUAUACUUGUAACGAUCUGAGAUUAGGAACACUCUCUUAAAGGGAGUGCUCUUAAUUUCGGCUCAUUACCAGUAUAAAAGACACCUGUCCACAGAAGCAAUCAAUCAGAUUACAAACUCUCCACUAUUUCACUACAGUGGUUUCUCCCUGCCUGAGCGAAUCUUGCAGUGCCUGUUAAUUCCGCAGAUGCAGCUGGUAUAAGCUGGCAAACCCUGUUUUUCCCUCCAUACUGAAGGACUCACUAACGCUGCAGACUGGAUGUGUAGCAAAGUUUUUUGUUUUUUUCCUCAUGGUAGAAGAAGUGAGUAGGUGGUCAAUUGCCCCAUUUGUUUCCAUUCAUUUUUGUAAAAAAUAUAUUUUUUCAACUUAAAAUUACUCCUGUUAUCCAAUUUUUCCUAAUACAAGGUGGCAAAGUAAACAAAUUACAAUCAAUCAUUAUAAAACUAAGUUCUCUUACUUCCUGUGGUUUUUUUUUUAUUUUUUUUAUUACACAUGUAUAUAAUAAUUUAUUUUUGUAAACUCAGAAUUGGCAUUGAAAAAAUAUUAGGUCAGUCUAUCAGAUGCCUUGUUAAAGUUUUAAUACCUUAUUAAAGGAAAACUCCAGUGCAAGGAAAACAAUCAGUUUUCCUGGCACUGCAGGUACCUUCUCCCUCCCACCUCCCAUCCCAGGUAGCUCCUCCCAGUGAUCACGUCAGCCGGUGGAUGAAACUGAUCCCGCCCGCCGGCUGAGGAAAUCUAAUGCGCAUGCACGGCAAUGCCGCGCACGUGCAUUAGGUCUCCCCAUAGGAAAGCAUUGAAAAAGAUUUUCAAUGCUUUCCUAUAGGGAAUUGAGCGACGCUGGAGGUCCUCACACAGCGUGAGGAC